Molecule: messenger RNA, 65084 nt
Organism: Podarcis lilfordi (Lilford's wall lizard)
Lineage: Eukaryota; Metazoa; Chordata; Lepidosauria; Squamata; Lacertidae
Source: the annotation of a GenBank genome assembly
AUGGCCCGGGGAGGGGUGCCCCCCGCCUCAGCGCCUGGCCCAGAGCCCCUGCCCCGGCGCGCCCUGCGGAAGCUGCUGCUGGUCCUCGGCUCGCUCCUCAUGUCUCUCUACGCCAGUUACUGCCUGGCCGGGGCUGCGCGCGUCCUCACCAGAGAGCCGGCCCCGAUCCCGCUCGCGCCAGGCGACGAGGGCGCCGCCACGCCCCGCGAUCCUUCGCUGCAGCCCCAGGCGGCGGGAGAGGGCACCAAGCGGCUGCCGCAGGCGGUGAUCAUCGGCGUGAAGAAGGGCGGCACGAGGGCGCUGCUUGAGUUCCUGCGGGUCCACCCGGACGUGAGGGCGGCGGGCGCCGAGCCGCACUUCUUCGAUCGGAACUAUGGCCGGGGACUCGCCUGGUACAGGUAUGGAUGAGGAUGCGCUGCUCUUGAACGUUGGCUUGGCUCAGGAGAGGGACUGGGCGCCCCUUCUCCUCCCCUUCCUUACUCUUGUGUGAAUCCGGAUUCAGCCCUGCCCAGACUGCUACUCUUGAGAAAUAUUGUGUGGGCAAUUAAGGGGAAUCCAGUACAGAGAUAUGAACUUAGGGGUCCUGUCACUCAGUGCCACGCGUCCAAAUGUGUACAGCAGAAAGCCAUGCAUACUUACCUUGGGAAUUCCUAACCUCUAUGAACACUAAUACUUUCUCCUGCGUAAACAUGUAUAGGUUUUGAUUAUUAUUUGUGGUAAUGCCAAGGGUCUUAAAACUAUUAUUUCUGCCUUGGAAGCACUGCUUUUUAAUUUGAAGUGUAUGGGAACAUGCUGUGGUUAUUUAAUGCUGAGGGAAAUAUUAAUUGUAUAUGUUCAGAAACACUGAUUGAUUUGCAUAUUCCAGGACUGGCCAGGUCAUAGAGGGCAGAAUUACUUCUGGGCCUUUGAACAAUGGCGAGAGUAUUCCUAAACUUGCUUGGGUUCCUCUUAAGGAAAUGUGUGUGAUGCUCUGCCCAGACCAGUCCUGAGUCUCCCUCCCCCAUCAUGCUUUGCAAACUCUCCCUGAGACCUUGCUACUGUCCUAGGUCCAUAAAAUCUGUGAACAUUCCUUUCCACAACCACAGAAAUCUAUUGGCCUUUGCCCUGAGAUUCUCCCACCAAGAUUAAAGCCUUGUGUUUAAAACCCACUUCAGAGCUCCAAUAUCUCCUUCACAAAAGGCAAACUUUGAUGCCCAAAUCUUCCUAAAGCCUCUCGUUUUUUGUUUUUUGUUUUAAAAAAAGUCAAAGGCCUUGACACAAUCUUUUUGUAAACCACUUUGAAGUUUUAUUACAACCAAGUGGUAUAUAAAUCUUGUGGAAUAAAUAAAAUAAAUGAAUCAUUAACCAACCAUGAGACUGUAACUCCUGUCCACAGUCUCUCCAUUGACCUGUAUUUAUCUUCUCUGGUACCAAACCUAUGAAGGUAUCUCAGCCCUGCAUCUUUCAUUGUCUGACUUGAGUUGUUCUACCUCAACUGUCAAAGUUACUUAUAGCCCUGACUUUUUCACAAGGGUAACCACAGUGUUUUCACAACAAGGUAUGGGUAAAGCAGCUUUCGAUAGUUGGCCUUUUAAUUAAUAAGGUAUUUGCAUGCUUAAAGCUUGGUCUCCAGCCCUAUACUUCAUCUUCACACCUGUCCCACAAGCCCACCUUUAACCAUCACUCUGAGCACAACCAAUUGUACUCAGUAUGGCUACUCCUUGUGUAAGAUGUUUUGCAUCAGCCAGCUUUGAACCUCAGACGUCCCACAAAUGUGCAUCCCUAAGAGAGGUGCCCCACUCCCUAUAACUCCAUUUGCUCUUCCUACAUGCAGCCCCAUCUCCUUUUCAUGUUAUAUUAGGAACUACUUCCUAUCUUCACAACUUGAUCUGCAGCGCAUGUAUCUGGAAGUGAAGCGAACUCGCUUAAUUCCGAUAAAGUUUUACCAAGUCAAGUGUGUUCAGAGUUUCAGCGUUAAAAAGCUCAGAAGUCGUCUUCAGGACAUUGUUGCAGCCAGCUCCAGUCAGUCCUUCCUGAUAAAUAUUGUGAAUGCAUCAAACUUUCUGUAAAGAAAUCCUUAAUUAAUCGUCCUACAUUCCAUGAACCCACUUUCUCCCCCCUCUGAGCAAUCAACUCUAUUCGUUAUAUCUGACCUUUCCAGCCUCAGCCUUGAAAGUGACCUCACUCUGUAUCUGUCUUGGACCCCCCUUCACCCUUAUCUACAGGGUCAAAGAGGAGGUGUGCAAACAUGAUUGGCAAAACUCAAUUAAUCAAGGGCUCGUUUGGGAUUCGAGGGUGGGGUGAGGAGGUAGAAGAAAGGCAGCCCUUGGCAAAACUCUGAUUUGCAGGCGUGAUGCCAUGACUGCUUCAAAUUCGGAUUUAUAAUGCAGAAUAAAAAGUGGAACAGACUAUUUGGAACUGAAUGUGUGUUUCAGCCAACAGAGGUCUUCAGGUUUGAAUUCCUGAUGCAAGGAAUGUGAAGCUCCCAAUUUGCCACUUGUUCAAACAGUCUGAAAGGUGAUGAUUUCUGCAAAAGGACAGGCGGUUCUUUCUCUAGUUCCUUCCUCAGGAUUUCUCUUACUACUAGUUCUUAAAUUAAAACAAACUGUAAGAAUAACAGCCCAUCUAAUUCCAUUAAAAGGGAUGUGCAUUGCAAAACAUGGGUAGGCUCUCAUUUUUACAGACUUGUAUCUAGCAAAAUUAAAAAGAAAGAGGGGUGUUUUUUUUAGAAGUUAAGAAAUUAGUUGUGUGUGCUCACUGAUUGUCUGUUUUAAAGCUCUUAACAACAUUCUUGCCAGUGGAUUGUGGGAAAUUAGUGCAGUUAACUGCCUCUCUGUUCCUGUAAAUACUUUUAUCGUUUUAUUUCUUCUGCCAUUGACACAUUUAUGCAGUCAUGAGGGAUUUGUGCAACUGGAGCCUUUGAUGGAGAAUUUUUGAUGCUGUGCAAAAGGUCCUUCUAAAAACCGUGGGCCCAAUCCAGAGGCAAAGUUAGGUGUGCUUGACACUACAGUCUUGUAUGCAUCUAGUCCAACCUGCUGCAUUGCAGGAAUCUCAACUAGAUCAUUCAUGACACCUGGUCAUCCAACCUCUACUUGAAAACCCACUAGGAAGGAGAGUCCACCACCUCUUGUGAGUGUCUGUUCCACUGUUAACUGAGGUUUAUUCCUUGGUAAGUGGGUGUUUUUGAUAUUAGAACUAUAUUCACCCUUUCCCAACUUUGGGAGGUGGGUAUGCCAGUUGUGUGAGGCCAAAAGUAGGUGUGGCUGUGGCACAUUCUUGCAUGCAUAGACACACAGCCUGUCGCUCCUCAGCUGAUCUGUGCAGAUGAGCUGGGGGUAUUGUCCCCUUUCAGCUCUGCAAAUGAUUAAACUGAUGGCCACAGAAGGGACAACAUGCAUCCCUAUCAGGGCCCCUGUACAGUGUCUCCUUUUUUUGUUUUUGCUGCUGCCAAAAUCAGUGGGUUUAGGGGCCAAAAUAAAAUUGACCGGAGGGCUGCAUCAGACCAGGGCUUAGCCACCUUCGGGGUAUAGGCUUGCAUCCUCUCUCACUGAAACCAGCAAGGGUUAAUACAUUUUUGGUGUAGGAGAACAAAGGAAGCUGCCUAUUCAAAUGGUGAAGUUUUAUUCCAAGUCAGACAAUUGUUCUGUAUAGCUCAGUGCUGUCUACACUAACUGGCAGCGACUCUCUCAGUUAUGAGGCAGGAGCUCUCCCCAGCUUUUCCUGGAGUUGGCAGGGCUUGCAGCUGUAGAAUUACACAUGUGUCACAGGCCGCUAUUGGGAAAUGCUGUGACAGUGCUAAUGAGGAGCUACACAGUCUCCAUCCUUCUUGCGCCUUGCUGUGAUCUGUAGAAACAGUUGCUGAACUACAACACCCAUAAACUGCAUCCUGCAUGGCCAAUGGCAAAGGAUGAUGGGAGCUGUAGUGCAGCAACACCUGGAGAACCACAGGAUUCCUGCACCUGGUAUACUAGACAGACUGCUGGACUUGUGCUGGAAAGGGGUACACUUCUUCCACCACCCCUUUUUUUUGGAAGGGGAAUGGUUGUGUGAAUCAGGCAUAUGCAAGCAGAGCAAGUAUGAUUGGCAAACACUUUUUGUAAAUGGCAGAAGGGACUUUACCCUUUCAGCUUUGGGGCCAUGUGUGAUUGUUUUGACCCCUUUCAGGGUGUGAGUAGAAUUUCCUUUGUUUUCUUUCAGUGUCAUCGUCAUGUAGCCAAAAGUGAUUGUUUAUGCAUCAUCAUGGGCUCAUCCACACAGGAGCUUGAUGUGGGUUUGAAGCUCCUUGCCAGAUGACUUUUUUGUGGGGGGGGAGAGGGUUGCCACUAUCCACAAAACAUCCUGUGAAGCCCAUACUUUCCCCCCAAUUUAUCCCCCAUGGAUAAAUCUGAUAAAACCUCCAGCAUGAAAUUGCUUGUUCCCUGAUGUGCAUUGUGAGGUCACAAUGUGGAAGGGCUCUUUUUUUACACGUGCAGAUAUCUCAUUGGGUGUUGUUUUCACCAGUUGCUGCUGAGGACGUGGUUGUGGUACACACACAAACACACACACACACACACACACACAGCUGUUUUGUGUGAAAUUGCUGUUGUGCAAAACAGCUGUAUUAAAAAUGAAACUGGCCCUUCAGGAUAUAAACAGGAGUUGGCAGGUACAGUAGGAAGGAAGGAAAGAAAAAGAAAACACUCGCUCUCCAAAUCCCACCACUCAAGAGCACUCUCUUCCCCCCCACCAGCCCAUCUUGUCUCAGCUAUGUAUGCCUGUGUGUGAAAUGCAUUUACAUUUAAUUGUUGACUGCCCAGAGAUUAUUAGUUAUUGGGUAGUAUAAAAGCACUGUCAAUGAAUGAAUGAAUGAAUGAAUGAAUGUUACCAAUCCAUGCACUUGUGCUAUUUUGCCUGAUGGCUUGACCGUGCCAAGUAGCAUUCAGCAGGAUUCACUGCCCCUCUCGCACCCCACACCCCCAAACUGACUACUUUGACAAAGCAGCUACCCCCACUUGUGCCUCCUGAUGGGCUUGUUUCAUGAAACUUGAGUGGGUAGAGAGAAGGGAGAUCACAGUUCUCUAUCUCCACUGAAAUAAGCUGAAGCCAGAUCAUAGUAGGGUUAGAGAAAGCAGCCCUAUUGGUGUAGUGGUUAAGAGCACUGUGGUUAAUCUGGUGAACCAGGUUCACUUCCCUGCUCCUCCACAUGCAGCUGCUGGGUGACCUUGGGCUAGUCACACUUCUCUGAAGUCUCUCAGCCCCACUCACCUCACAGAGUGUUUGUUGUGGGGGAGGAAGGGAAAGGAGAUUGUUAGCCACUGUGAACUCCUUAGGGUAGGGAUAAAGCGGGAUAUCAAAUCUAAACUCUUCUUCUUCAAACUCUUAAUAUCCCUAGCAACAAAUAAAAAUGCAUAUGGAAAAGUCACAGCCUUUUAUCCAUUUUAUUUCUAAACUGCUUUGCAUGGCAACUGGGAUAGGGGAGAUCCUGAAAGAGAAAGACUUUCAUUUGGGAUUGCCAAACAAUCACCUCACCAGGGCUCUGUGCCUUAGAUGGACAGCUUGACAGAAACCAGAGUAGGAGAAUAUGUGGUUCCAGCUCCAUGCUGGGACCACCCUCACCUGUCACAUGCAUGCCUAUCUUGGGCCCUGUCUGGAACAAGCUAGGUCACCAGGAUGCUAUCAUUGAGGAGGGAAAGGGGAGGCACAGAAUAUUUGCCAAGUGUUAGGCAGCAACUGGAACACAUCCAAAGCCCCUGAACACCAGCAGCUGUGCUUGUUAGGAGUGAGAGAGAAGAGGGAGUAGUGGCCACCUAAGUGCUCAGACAGUGUUCAGGUCUCAACCACUCCUCACCACCAAUCAUCAUGGGAGGGGGAUUCAGUGGCUGAAUUCUCAUAGUUUUUCAUUGCUGUUCAUUUGGGCUGUGAUCUUCUAAGGUAGAUGUCUCAUGACUGUUUGGACAGCAGUGGUGGCAGCUGGAGGGGAGUGCCUGGCCUUUGUCAACAGGGCACUUAACCUGAAUGUAUUCACCUAUAGUAAAGUAUGAGUGAGAGAGGUAUGGGAGACAGUCACGGCAAAUCAUACUUGGCCCCAAUGCUUUCUCUUCCUUUGCUCACCUGCUCUGCCCUUGCAUCCCCAACUGUUGGUGUGGAGCGUAGUGUUUGCAGUUGGUAUGGAGUCUGGUGUUUGCAGUCUCCAGUUUGUGGCUGGAGUCCCAGGUUUGAGGUGCAUGUUAAGGUUCUUAGAAAGGAAGUGCUAGCAGUGCGUUAAGUCCCCAUGUGUGUUGCAAUGUCAGGCUGCUUGUGCAGGUCUCCCUUUUGUGGCAAGGUGCUCAGAACUACCCCUUGGGAAGUCUAGGUAUGACACGAGGCCAGAGAAGUAUCAUCCCAUGCAUUUGCCUUAUCCUCUUCUUAGGUUUACAUACAGUCGUACCUCAGGUUAAGUACUUAAUUCGUUCUGGAGGUCCAUUCUUAACCUGAAACUGUUCUUAACCUGAAGCACCACUUUAGCUAAUGGGGCCUCCCACUGCUGCCGCGCCACCGGAGCACAAUUUCUGUUCUCAUCCUGAAGCAAAGUUCUUAACCUGAAGCACUAUUUCUGGGUUAGCGGAGUCUGUAACCUGAAGCGUAUGUAACCUGAAACGUAUGUAACCCGAGGUACCACUGUACCAGUGGGUGAUGUGCUGUGAUUGGGUGUGCCCCAUUUCAGCCUUUCCUUCAGCAUACUUGGUGUUCUGCUUGUGUAGUGGGGCUCUCAGUCAGUGGGUGUUUAGUGUAUGAUUGUAUCCUAAGUUUCUUCCAUCCUGUAGCUGAGGGCUGUGCAACACCUUGCAGGAAUGUCUUCAGUUCAGACCUGACUCCCACCCUCCACUCCGCUUCAUUUCCUUAAAUAAGCCACUUUCACAAUGGUAGAAUUUUGAGAAAUCUAAUAAACGCCGGUUACAGGAGGUGCCUGCAAAGACAGCUUUAAUCAAAUCCAAUCAAAUAUUUUUUAAUAGAAUGCAUUCAUCAUUCAUUGGGAAAGGGGACAAAAAAAGAGACCACAAUGUGAAAAUAAACAUGAAAGCCAAAGGGCAAUUGUCUUAUUUGCAAUUUGCAUUGUUUAGAUGGUUCUCCCACGUGCUCCUGUCAUUUAAAGUUAAUAAAGUUGUGUCCUCUGGCAAGUUAAUAUGAAAAUAGCUUGUUGGCUCAGCAAGCAAUUUGUCUUUGUUGCACAGCAGAAAUGCUUUGUUUCCCGUCAAGUACGCAGGAGUGGAACAAAGGGCUUUAAGGCUGGGAUUGGUGCACACUUAGCAAUGAAACAUCCUUCCAAAUGAUCAUCAGUAGGUCUUCCCUGUAAAGUCUAGGAUCGGGUAAGACUUCAGUCAAAGGCUCACUUGCUAGGGAAAUGAAUGCAGAAUGUGUACUUACUCUGAGUACACAUGCUAAUGAUUGCACUGUACUCCUCGGAUAACACCUAUUUAGCUAAGUUUUAUUCAGAGUACACCCACUGAAAUGAAUUAACAUGACUAAGUUAGGUCCACUGAUGUCAGUGGGUCUACUCUGGGUAAAAUUGUGUUGAAUAUCACCCCUUGUUCUGAUCUGACCUCAAUUAUUCCUGUGGUUGAACCUGUUGCUUGAUUGGUUUGAAAGAGUAAGGAUAAAGGGAGAAGCAGAACAAGUUAUGUGCAGUGCCGUCUGAUGUAUGUCUGCUCAAUAAUACAUCCUACUGCAUUCAGUAGGGCUUGGAGUAAGUCUUGAGCUACAGCCAGAAUGUCUAAAUCAGCAAUCCUGUAGACACCUACCUGGGAGUGUCUACAGCAGUGGUUCUCAAAGGGUGUGGUGCAACACAAUGAUGUGGCAAGAGAGGAUGGCAAGUGUAGUGGGAAGAUUCAAGGACAAUCAUAUAUUUUGGGAAUGAUUCAUGUUCUUAUGUAGUUGCAUUUCUGGGUGUCCCGUGAUCAUAUUAUAAAGUUGUUGUGUUUUAUGUUAUAAAUCAAGCACUGCUAGGAGUUGCUUUGUAUUGUUCUCCAGUGUAUUUCCUAUCAAUAAAAAAAUUGGUGUGGUCUGAGCAAAGGUUUAUUCUGAAGGUGUGGCCCAGAGAGAACCACUGGUCCAUAGGAUCACAGGCUUAGACAUUCUGGUUGUAGGCCAGGAAUGGGAACCUCCUUACCAUUUGUUGUGCUCGCUGGGGCUGAUGAGAUCUGGUGUCCAACACUUUCUGGAGGGCCACAGGUUCUUCAUCCCUGUUGUAACUGAAGCAUUGUUCUUGAAACAGGAGUCACAUAUUUAGAUGCCAAUUUAUGCUCCUUUAACCCCAUGAAUUCUGUGGUAUACCGACCAGAUGCAUUUCCCCCCGGAUAAUAAAGACUUUCUAUUCCUGAAACCCAAAGCUGUCUGAGGAAUGGUAUUUUCUUAACUGUGCAGUUAUCCAAUUUUGCGUGCCUUGAAAGAGAAUCAGAAAGGAAACAUUAAAACUUCUGAGGUUUUUCACAUUUAUUUUUAAGCACAUUUUUCUUGACUUUGAAAAUAAACACCUGACUUUGGGGACAGUGUGUGGUCACAAAGUCUGGCUGAUACUCAAGGAAACUGUUUUAUAUUUAGUUGUGAUCCUAAGGAGACUUGGACAUAAAUUCCAGUGCAAUCAAGGAAAUAGCUUUGGGAGGAAACUCUUUGCAUAUAGUUUCAGAAACUUUGUCUGAGUAAAGAAUGCAGGAUUGGAUAAAGGAGCUGCCUCAUCAGCGGUGGAUUUAAGGGAGCAUGACUGGUUCAGUCACACUGGGUAUGGAGCCUUGGAGGUGCCACAACUGUGAUGUAGAAUGGAAGAUAAGAGGUGGGGGGGAGGGCACUGCAUAAAUUUGAGACCCCGAGUUGUGUCACAGGCCUCAAACAUUGCAGUGCAAUUAAUUUUUUUUUAAGUGGCCAUAAUAAUUUUCACAUAGGUACAAUAGAUCUUGGAGACACUUUGAUUUCUGCAUGGUUUUAUUUAAUCUAUCCUAUAGUUCAUUACCACAACCACCUUUCACCAUAUUGUGGUGAUUGGAGUGGCUUCAGAAAACAAUACACUGCAAUUAAAAGCUAAACCAAUCCAUCAAAUUGAAACUGUGGCCACAGAGCUAUUUGACACUUUAACAGAUCGCUGAUCUGCACUGAGACAGCUUUUGAAAAGUUGUAGUCCAACUCAAGUACAUGUGAGUCUGCCCUAAAUUGCCCUGAUUUGCCUCAUUACACAAGGUACACAGAAAACAGAGGCACACUCAUAGAGCUGGAUUCAGCUAAUGAGUCCUAAUAGCAGAAGCCUGUGGAAGGUCUUCUGCUAGCGCAGUGGGACUUUUCACCCAUGUGUGCUCCCCACAUUGGCUUUGGAGUGGUCAGGGAACCCCAGAGCAGUGCAUGAGAGGAGAGGAGAGAUUGUUCCAUCCGGCAAGCUGAAAUGCAACAAUCUCCUUAACACUACACUGAAUUCCUCCCCAUGCAUUUAUACAUUAGGAACUAAUGUCUUUAGGAAUAAGAUGUCAGAGUGAGAUCAGUAAAAGGAUGCCAUACAGUGGUACCUCAGGAUGCGAACGGGAUCCGUUCUGGAGCCCUGUUCACAUCCCAAACAGAAUGUAAGACGCGACAGUGCGUCUGCGCGUGUGCGGGAUGCGUUUCGCUGCUUCUGCGCAUGUGCGUGAUGUCAUUUUGACCAUCUGCACAUGUGCGAGCAGCAAAACCCGGAAGUAAUGCGCUCCGUUACUUCCGGGUCACCGCGGAGCGCAACCCAAAAGCGUUCAACCUGAAGCGUAUUUAUCCCAAGGUAUGACUGUAUUUGCCUUUGGGAUUUAGGAAGUAAGAGGGGAGACCCACCAGUUCAUGGUGACAUUUUUUUUUUUUAAAUAACUUAAAAAAAAAAGCAUUUACUGUUUUCCAUCUCGCUCCUUAGAGUGAAUUGAAAAUAGUGUUAGAUUAACCUUGCAUGGAAAUAUAUGGAGGAUGAACUGUUGAUGGGCAAGUUCAGUAAGUACUCAAUAUAAUUGGUGACUAUUCUUAUACGAAAAAAUCAAAGCCAACAAAGUACUUGUUUGAUUCCAGUUCAUAUUUUUAUAGACCAAAGCAAUUUGCAACCAAUUUUCUCUGAAGUAGAUACAUCAGGACUACUUGGGAGUAAGAUUUGAGGAUCGUUGUUACAGCAUAUAUUCCAUGUCUCCUACAAAGCUGAAGAUAAACAGUGCAAUCCUAUGCGUGUUUACUCAGGAGUAAGUUUCACUGUGUUCACGAGGCUUACUCUCUAGUAUGAGUGUUUAGGAUUGCAGGCUACCCAAAGCUUUUUUUGUGGAGGGAAGAGCAUUUUCCUGAUAAAACUAUUGGCCAGUAUAGAAAUCCCAUCCCUAAUUAAGCUCCAAGCCAUUAAAACUAGCAAAUACAACAUACGGAUGUUUAUGUUAAAAUAUCCUAGUGGAACACGGUGUUUGGAACAUGCAAUUAGAAGAGCACAGUGGCUUUAACAUCAGUCUCUCAAGUUGUUCUCUUGGGUUAGUUUCUAUUUUUUACUUACACAAGAGGACAACAGUGACCUCUACAGUUGAAAAUAAAACAUUAAUGGACCUACUAGAACGGAAAUAUUUAGUAACGAAGCAUACAUUUAAAAAAUGAUGCAUAGAAACAGAGUUUCAUGUUGCUUUUCUAAUGAGAAAUCAAAAGUUUAGUAAUAUUGUGGACAGAAGCUGAGUAGGUCAAUCUGAUUAAGCUCUUUUAUUUCUUAAAAAAACCCCAACAAGACAGUGAUUUUGAAGACUAUAGGAAAGCAGAGUGUGCUCCUCUAGCUAAUCCCCCUGUUAGCCAGUUAAAUUCUUUCUGCUUGCUUAUGGAUCAGAAUCGGAAAUGAAACAUGUCUGCAGCGCUGCAUGUUGAUUCAAGGGGAACAAAGUCUCUUCCCUGCUCCCACCCAUACCUUCCCUUAAGAGCACAUCUCUCCCAUUGCAAAGGCAGAUCACCCACUGCAGAGAUCCUUAUUUAAACACAAUAGCGGGGCUUUAAAUUUGAAAGCUGUGACAUCUCAAUGGAUGGAUCCAUGUGGGCUGGAUAUUUUGGGGGAAGCUGAGUGCCUGCAGCAGCUUUCUCUGCGUUUCACGUCUGCAAGUUCCUAGGUUCACAAGGGAGAAAUUGGGAAAGGAGUGAGUUGGGGGGGAGGGGGAGGGAAGCCAGUCACAAUGGCCUCAUUGAUUUAAAAAAUUGAGGAAUCGUUGGACAAGUCUAUUGAGCAGGCAGAGUUCAAUAGCAGGUGAAGCUUCCCCCGCCCGCCCCCUUCCUUCAGUGUAAUGUGACUUUAUAAAGCCUGAGGGUGAAGGAAACCUUAUGUAGGUUGUGUUAAAAAUUGUAGGGGAGUAAGUUACAAAGGAUGGGGUGGGGGUGGGGGGAGAAAAGAAAUCAUUACUAAGGACAUUAGGGUGAAGGGUUGUUUUUGAGAGGUGCUAUUUUUGCCUUCUGAUCCUUUGUUUAGUCCACCACAGAUUCAGUUGCCCACUGGAAUGCCAUUAUCCCUUCAGUCACUCCAAGAUCGUCUAUUUAGUAUGUUUUAAUCUUGCCUGCCUUUGUAAAGCUGCCACUGGAUUUGCGAGAAGAAAAGAAUGCCACUAUCUUAGGCAGCGUUCUGCAAGGAGAUGAAAGAUGAUUCAGUAUACUUUUCUUUCAAGGAUCUCUGUGUGUAUGUGUGGGGGGUUAAGUACUGGCACUCCUCGAUGCUUCAGAUCUGGGAAGUUCUGUGUCUUCUAAUUAAUACUGUUUCUUUGCUUACACACAUCUUCCCCCUCCCUCAAAAGGCAGCUACGAAUGGUGGGAAUCAAAGCAAAGGCCAAAGUUUGCACUUCCUUGAAAAGGGCUUGGAGAGAAGCCUGUUCCAGCAGCUGGAGGCAGCUGUGGAGCCCCUGCUUCCUGUACGGCUUCCCGUCCUCAGUGCCUCAAGCUCUUCCUCACAUGAAAAAGUUGCGAUGGAAUCUGAGCCUUGGGGACUGAGCACUUGGCUGCUGUUGUGGCCUGUCUGCGCGUGAGAUGGCUUAGCAAAAUGCAGGGUCCAAAGGGCCAGAAUGGGGACCUUCACAGCUCUGAAAGAAGCCGUAGUGCUUGGCAUGCCACCCAUCAUUUGGAGAAGGGUUGGGUUGAUUAAUAUGCACUGUAUGCAGGUUACAUUUAAGGUGACAGUAAGCACAUUUAAGCUUUGAAGGGAUUUGUCUGUUACAUCUCUGUACUCCCCCAUCACAUUCAGUCUUCUUGGUAGAAAUCAGGAGCAGGAAUUGGGCUUCUGUUCUUGAUCUCCUGCUUCUCUUACCAAAGGCGGGGAGCUAAUUUCCCAGCUGGAGGUGAAAUUCAGCAUUCAGAGAGCUGUAGAAUCUUCCACUCAGCCCAAAAUCUUAGGAACAUAGGAAGCUGCCUAAUACAGAGUUAGGUUGUUGAUCCAUCUAGCUCAGUAUUGUAUAGAUUGACUAGUAGCUGUUCUCUAGGAUUUCCAUCAGUAGUCUUUUUAGCCAUAUCUGGAGAUGCCAGUUAUUGCACUUGGGACCUAGUACAUGCAAAGUAGCUUCUCUACCAUGACAAGAAGGAAGUAGCUAGAGAGAAUGAAUCGUGGUUUCACUUGUCUUAAUACUAAUGCACAGGGCAUAGAAAACAAGCAAGAUGAGGUUGAGCAUUUAAUAAAGCAUGGCAAAUAUGACCUAAUAGACAUUACUGAAACCCUGGUGGGAUGCGACUCAUGACUGGAAUGUAGAAAUUGAGGGGUGUAAGCUAUUCAAAAGGAAUAGACCAAACAGGAAGGGACCACCAGCAGCAUUACAUGUAAUAGAAUGCCAAGAAUGUAAGAUCCAAUAAAUUACUCAAUUGCCUUGCUGACAAUUUCAUUUCCUAGGAGGUGGUGUCUUCCAACUCUGCGGUUCUACGAAGAAAAUAGGACUUACUGAAUACAUGUAUCUAGGAGUUCACUUUCAGAUAUUUUCUUCUCCCUGCUGAAAGGGGAGAAAAGAAUGGGAAAAGAUAAAGUUUGUUAGAAACAUAGGAAGCUGUAAUUAGUCCAUCCAAUUCAGUACUCUCUGUGCCAGGGGUAGCCAAUGUGGUACCUCUAGAUGUUGUGGACUACCACUCCCACCAUUCCUGACCAUUGGUCAUGUUGGUUGAGACUGAUGGAGUAGUAAACCAAAAUUUGGAAGCCUUCAAAUGGCAGAAGAUUUGCACCUCUCUGGCCUUCAUUAACAUUGCUCUGUUAGGCUGCAAUCCUAAACUCUCUCACCUGGGCAUACUCAAUGAGGUUCACUUCCAAAUAGGCUUGUACUGAUAGGUUUGCUUCAUUAAGUCCAAUGAAUUUAAUGGAACUUAUCUCUGAGUAGACAUGCCUAGGACUGCACUGUAAACUCAACUAACAAACAUUUUAAAUAUUUGGACUCCACUCCUCCGGAAUAGUGUCAUGGAUUCCACUAUUUUAUCAUUUCCCCCCUUCUUCCAGGCUCCCCUUCUCAUAUGCAGAUGUGUGUUUACACAUAUGCAUCCCUGAACUGGUACCAGUAGACUUGGUUUUAUGUGCCAGUUAUCUCCUCGAAAGGGCAUCAUAGAUUAUUGUUUCAGGGUGUGUUUGUAAGAUGUUAUUCUUCAGACAGAUGGCAAUCCCUGUGCCUGUAGUCUGGCUUCAGGCACAGAAUCCUAUAAAAGCAGCUGUCGGCUCCUUAAUGAGCUUUUGAACUCUGACCUGUCAUUCGGAGGGUCGGGGUUUUCACAGGCUGGCUUUUGGGAAGGCAGUGUCUCUUGAAUCACACUGUACCCUGUGUCUGAAGCCACAAGGUGAUUACCAGGAAAUAAUUCCAUGAUGGCAGCCUCAUACAUGUUUAAUUAGUUUAUGGCAAGAAAGAAAGAGAGCCCCAGACCAGCUGACUGUGACAUCUGGGUGUGUGGGGUGAGUGAAGAAGGUACAGUGAAAUUGGUAGGGCAUACAAAACUUGUUGUGUUCAGUUGCUGGGUGUUUCUUCACCUUUGGGUUUCAUGUGAUGUGCUCAUGCAUAUUACACCUCUGGCAAGAAAUCCUUUGCCUACACCUUCAAACAUCUGUCACUCAAACACACACCUUUUCCACUGUCCUCUGUGAGUUGGAGUGUGUGCAGGACCUCUCAGAGGUUCAGAGAUGUCUGGGCCACUUCCAGCUUUUGAGGCCGGUAGCCGUAAUAAAAAAAACAAAAAAAUAAGCCUGAUGAUUCAUGAAAACAAUAAGUGGUUUGUUUAUAUAAUCAACUGUCCUGAGAGAACAUAUAUAUAUUAUUAUUAUUAAUGUUUAUGAACGCUUAUAAAUCCCCAACAUGACAAAAUCUAUGUUGGUUAUCAUAACAGUAUGCCUUUUAUCAAAUCACAUCUCUUAUUUGCUGGAAUUUGCAGCUCUAAACUGAGAGACUUGUGUCUAUAUUUGGGGCUCUCUUUGAGCUCGAGGCCCAGGUCAGUUGGCUCUCCUGCCCCUCUCUCCCUGAUCAGCCCUGAGGGUGUCUGGAGAUGACUUCUCCACACAAAUGCAAAUGCAUUAAAAAUGAAGGCAAACCCACCAUUCUCUUUUCAUUCCCUAAGUGUGACUGCAAAGUUGUGUUUACAAUGUGCCUGAUUGUCCCAGUGACUGUGGACACCACAACAAUCCAUAUUCUGCUGUUUGUCUUCUUGUCAGGAAGAGCUUGUAUGGGUUUUGGGACUUUGUCAUCUUGCCAUAGCCUCUUCCUACUCACUAAACCCUAUUGCCCCAUCUGCUCCUGACUCCUCCUCCUUGGAGUCCUCACUCUGACUGCUCAUCAUCGUCCCACCACCAGUCCCCUGACUCUGAGUCUUCUUCCCAUGGGAUUCCCUAGCUGGUGGCUCCUGCCACACUUCUACAUCCAGCCAGUCCAUGACUGCACCCACAUGUGGUUUUUAAUUUUAAUUUUUAAAAGGCCAUUCAGCAGAAUUGGAAUGCAAGCAAAAGUUAACUUCUCUCUAAAGACUCUCUCACUUCCAUCCUUCUUAUUAUACAUUGAUGUCUUAUGGUAUAAUUAUAGUGGUAAACAUGUCACCUCAGAGUUCACUGGAACUUACUCCACAGUAAGUACGGUAUGUAUAGGGGUUGCAGUGUUAGUAAUACACCAUGACUUAACCUUUCCUAGAAAGUAUCCAAACUUAGCCUAGAAAAACAGUGCAAAGAAAAAAAUUCUGUUCACAGUGUGUUCAGGUGUAGUGAAAAGGAAUCGAUCCGUUCCAGCCUGUGUUUUUCCUAUGCUCUGUACUUGUAUAAAAUAGAAAAGUUAAAUCAUUGGAAUUUAUGAGGUUCAACUUCUCUAAUUUAAUAUGUCUAUUGAUUUCUCCCGACCUCUUUCUUGAAUUAUAGCCCAUCCUUUCCCAAACGCUCAAGUGGGUAACAAUGUUGGAAUCAUCAAACCUUCCAGAAUAAUCAAAACUAUCCUUAUCUUUCUCCCCACAUCAUAAAGUCCCCGUUUAUAUGACUUCUCUGGACACUUUAAAAAUAUUUCAAAUAUUUCAGUAAAAGUGGCAUCAUUCUCUGUGCAUAAAUGCACAAUCCAAAUGUUCCAUAGAUUCCGUUUUCUAUUUCUCCCCUUUCUUCAUCACCCUAACCCGAUAGAAAAAGCAGGUACUACUGUCAGUUUGUUCAUUAUUUAUCGCUUCAAUUUACAUCCCACCCAUCAUCAUUUUCAUCCUCUGGGCAGCAGAGGAAGUCUACAGCUGCCCCCUCUGGCAAUCAAAAAUCUUUCAUUUCCUCCAGCCCUUCUGAAGGUGAAGUUCCUGGGUUUGACCAAGCUAGAUCUCUCUCUUGCCCCACUCCUACACGCUAAUAAAAUUCUUCCAAAGUUGCCUGCUUUUGAAGGCUGGGAUAAAAGCUCAUGGGAGGAAAGUAGGAUGAAGAAUUUGAGUACUCUCAAGGGCUACCUCACCUUGGAGCAAGUUACUGCACUGCCUCCAGGCAGCAGAUUCUAGAGAGUAUAUGCUGUGUGUGCUAUUUUAUUGCCUCCAGCCUGCAUCUCAGUGCUGACAUGUUUGCUUUCAAAAAUGAGCUGAGGAGCGUUGUUGUUUUGACUGAUUUGCUUCAGGCAUGGAAAUAUGUAGGGCCAGGGCUGAGCCUUUCCCUUGGCAUCUAAUCUCACCACCAAUCCUUUCGCCAGGCUAUGUGCGCUUCAGGACUCAAACUUCUCAUCACCAAUCUGCAAGCAAAAGCCCACACAAGCACCAUUAGAACAACCCAACCCACUAGGUUAAAAAAGGUGAUAAUUAACUGCAAAAUUUCAAAUAGUGGACUAUCCUUUGCAGAGUUCUUCACACAGGCUCCUGUAUAUUUAGGCAUAACCUUACUUUAUUAUCUCUAAGGGAUAUGUGGGGCUUCUGCAAUCAAUGUAGUUCUAAGCAAGUUCUCUUGCACUGGUUUUUUUUAAGGGUAAACUGAGGGAGAUUUGGGGUGAUAUGCUACUAAGUUUUACUCAGAGCAGACCUGUUGAAAUUAGUGGACCUAACUAAGUCAUGUUCUUUAAUUUCAAUGCAUCUGAGUAAAACUUAGUUGAAUACUCUCCUCCACCCAGCUGAGAAAUGUGGGACAUGCAUAGAAUUACCAUUUUGACUGGAAACAAGGAUAACAAAUGAUUGUAGGAAUUUAUGCCUUCUAUCCUGAUACAUGUGAAUGUUCUUUCCUUGUCAAGCAGACAGUGCUGCGGAGGUGGAGUCUGUCUGGGGAGUUUUUUGAAGUAACCUAGACAGAGAUCCAAGUGAGAGGGCUCCUUUCUCAGCCCCUUGGCAAGAAGCUAUGGGUGGGUAGCUGGAGACUUAGCAGAAAAGGCCUUGCUGGUGGAGGUCAUGAAGAGGUCUUUGGCCUGUUUUCUUCAAGGAACAUAAGCAUUAAUCCCAGGAUCCUAGCUCAGGUAAUAUUACACUUUCCCCCGUGAAACUGACCCUGCAGUUUCCAUUAGCAUUCUCCACCUCCCGCCACUAUACCUUUGCCUGCUGUUUAACAUUGUUCUAUGCAAGGUGCGGAGGGGAGGGAGAGUUCUGGGAUCUAGCCCAGGAGUGGUUGAAUUUCAGUGCUGAACUUUUGCCUAUAAUCAACAAAGUUCUUGGAGAGGAAAAAAGGGUAUGCAAGGGAAUCAGUGUGCACGGUGACUGCAAGAUGAUAGCUUUGAAACAGUGACGUGGCUCUCCCUCAAGGGACAUAGAGGAAGGAGGGUACAACAUUUGGUGGGUGGAUAGGUUCCUUGCUUUCCUAUCAUCACUACAUAGUAUUGAGCAUGUUCAGAUGAGCUGCCACAUGCUUCCAACGAAUGUGCUCACUGUCCAUGCAUUUGGUCUUGGUAUGAGAGGGGUCCUAUGCGCAUAUGGAUGGAUGAGUAUAGGACUUUUCAACAGAAGUAAGAAACCUGGCCAAUCAGGGAUCCCCCUCCCAUGGAAUAGACCUAUGCAAGUAGACCCUCUUGCACAAUGCCACCAAAUGUAUGGUUAGUGGGGGUGUUGGCAUCAAAGAGGUGCGGGUUAUGGGCGUGAUCUGCUCCCUCCAUCAAUGCACAACAACACUUGUUUGAACAGUCCUAUAAACAAGCAGGAUCCUUACCUAAUGGUGUGUCUGUCAUUGAUCCAGGCUGCAUUUGUGAAGGUAACUCUUCUGCCAUGGGCUUCAUCAUGUAGCUCUGAUCUGGAGAAUAUCUGGUGCUUUGCUCCUCUGUGGCUGAAUUUAGGAGGUGUGAUAGAUUUCCACUUCUGUUGCUCUUCUGCAACAGAUGUGUUGAAUUAAUGCAUUGGCUCAUAAUUGCUUGCAUGAAGCACCAAGCUACGUUUGCACAACAUGCAAAGAUGUCUUCAUGUUUACCUAUAGAAUAGAUGACUGGUACUGGAUCAUUUAUUUGUCCCAAAUAUUUUUUUAUCCUGCGCUUUAGCCAAAAAAGGCCCACAGAGUGGGUUUCAAGUAACCAAAAAAGGGACAGCUUUUGCCCUCAGGCUUACAACCUGAAAAAACACAGCACUAAAGGAGAAUUGAUUGGGAAGGAGAAGAAAAUAAGCAGAUUCAAGUACAAGUUAAAGUAUUUUAAAGGCCAGAAGAGAAAGAGCCAGAAACUGCUGAUCUGUCAGCAACACGAAUGGGAUGGUUCCGCAUCCCUUCUUUCCAGCAAUCAUGGUUGCUGCCAAAGUGAUGGUGGAAACAGGAGCCUGGCUUUUCAGCAGAGGCUGAAAAGUAGAAAAGUUUAGAAGGAGGAGUUGAGGUUCAAAGUUAAAGAAACACUUCUGUAAGGGGACAUAUGUACCCUCUUCAGGAGCCCUAACAGAAGGGGUGCUGUAGGGCUGAAGUUCAGGGCAGCCACAACCAGCAGUACUGCUGCCUGGGAAAACCAUGAAGAUUGCAUUAGCACUGAUACAUAUAUCUAAAAGUCAAACUGCAUGUUCAUCAUAGAGUCUGCCUUUGACUGCAAGUUCCCUUUUCAUUAAUUGCCAGUGUGGGGCCACCAAUCUGGAUCAGGAUAAUUGGGGUGGGGGUAAGAGGGGCUUUAAUCAUUUGUCCCACUGUGGCUCCAGUCUGGAUUGGGGUGGUGGUACUCUCUCUCUCCCUCCCUCCCUCCCUCCCUCUCUCUCUCUCUCUCUCUCUCUGUGUGUGUGUGUGUGUGCCACCUUGAGCUCCUUGGAGAAAAUGGUGGGAUAGAAAUGCAAUAAAUAAAUCAAAUAAAUACAUAAAGUAAUAGCCUUGCAUCAUGACAAGUAUGACUUCUGAGGAAUUUGGAAAUAUAGAGAGGCAUUCUGUAAGGGUAGUUUUCUUCACAAGUGGGGAAAAUCUUCUCUCUGCAGAGUUCACUAAAACCCAAGCUUUUUUUCUGAAAGAAUGUAAGACUGGCUGACUUCUGUUGUCUGAGACUUGGCAAUAAAACCCACAACAUAAUGUACCCACCAUGAGCCCAGAGAAGCUAAAGAAACAGGGGGUUCCCCUCCUUCUGAGAGCCUGUGUUGAUCUUUGCUGCCAUUCCCCUUAACCAAUACUGAACACAGAAAGCUGAACCUUCAGCCACUUAGGUUGCAGGCAUAAUGACCUCCCCACAACACACACACACACACACACACACACAUACUUCAUACAGUGGUACCUUUGGGAAAGGGGAUGAUGACUAAGCAAUCUGGGACCAGGAAGAACACCAGUGUGCCCCUUGACAACCUCCAAUGACGUUUGUCACUAGAUGCCUCCCUUGCUCUCCUGGGCACUUAAGUAACUGCCCAUUAUCCCCCUUUAAUCCUUACAAUAACAGAGUCAGGAUGUCAAGGGGUCUCUCUUGCACAGGCCAUUCAGAGGAGUGGGGGUUGGUGUGGGAAACAAUAUUGGACAGGAGUGUUUCAAAAGCCCUGAGAAAGUGAGAGGUACAAGCUGUGCUGGAGUGAGGAAUGAGGCAAAUUAAGGACACAACACGGCUGCAGAUUAAAAGAAUCACUAUGGAGCUCUGCACAUGCUGGAUUAGAUUUGGAUGGUUACAGGAUGGUUAAGGAUUAGUUCCUUGGUUUGUGGUGCUAAAAUGGCAGAUACUCUGCUCCCCCUCUCUCAUCCGCCCCCUGCAGAUUAAUAAUGUUUUUACCUCUAGUAUCUGCUUGUGAGAUUUUUAUUGAUGUGCUGAAAAGUCAGCAGUUGGAGUCAUGCCAGAGGCCUGCCUAACACCAGUAUCUCUGGACUCUUCCUUACUGCAAGGGAAAUGGCUAGUGGAAUAGAAAUCCUCAUCCAUUUAGAUUGAAUUCAGAUAUGAAAUUUCUUCAGUUUCACACUCCGAGGUUUGCUUUGUAUAGACAAAUGCAUGAUGGUGGCAAAUUCAGUUAAUUCUCAAACUCAGCACUGGAAAGAGCCAAGAGAUAUCAGAGCCAAAAUGGGGGGAAAAUAGAUGAAGCAUUCACCCCUUAAAUACUCUUGAUGCAAAUUAAUUUCCUUUGUCCUGUGUGCUGUUUUGUGUGCUGUGGGCAUCUGCAGUGCAAUUAGCUCCGCAGUUGAGUUGUGAGAGACCCUUCAUGUCCCAUUUCCCUUCCAUUGCUUUUCAACACCAUCCUCAGAAAAGGUAUAGGACAAGAAUAAGCUGGCUCUAUUUCUGGAGGCAGGAUGCCUCUGAAUAUCCAUGGCUGAGAAUCACAAGUGGGGGAAGGAUCUUGGGUCCUGCUUGGAGGCUUCCCAUAAGCAUCUGGUUGGCCACUGUGAGUACAGGAUGCUAAACCAGAUUGAUCUUUGGCCUGAUCAAGCAGGUCUGUUCUUAUGUACUUACGUUGGCACUGCAGUUCAAUUUCGUUUUUUAGCUUCAGCCUCUAAUUCAAUUUCAGCCCUGUCUGUUGCUUUAAAUUGUGAUUUUGAAUACAGUGGUACCUCGGUUUAGGAACUUAAUCCAUUCCGGAAGUCCAUUCUUAAACCGUGCUUUCCCUAAUGAUGCCUCCUUCCACCGGUGCCCUUCCACCAUUCGGAUUCCAUUCUUAGACUGAGGUAAAGUUCACAAACCAGGACACUACUUCUGGUUUUGUGGAAUUCGUAAACUGAAUCAUUCAUAAACAGGACGGUUCUUAAACCGAGGUACGACUGUAGUUUGUUGUUAAGUCACUACCAAACCAUUUCUGGUAUGUGGUGAUGAAUAAAUCAAGGUGUAUAUAAUAAUCAUAAAUAAGCUAAAGGUAAAGGAACCCCUUACCAUUAGGUCCUGUCGUGACCGACUCUGGGGUUGCGGCCCUCAUCUUGCUUUAUUGGCUGAGGGAGCUGGCGUACAGCUUCCAGGUCAUGUGGCCAGCAUGAAUAAGCCACUUCUGGCGAACCAGAGCAGCGCACGGAAAUGCCAUUGACCUUCCCGCCGGAGCGGUACCUAUUUAUCCACUUGCACUUUGACAUGCUUUCGAACUGCUAGGUUGGCAGAAGCAGGGACCGAGCAGCGGGAGCUCACCCCGUCGCAGGGAUUCAAACCGCCGACCUUCUGAUCAGCCAGCCCUAGGCUCUGUGGUUUAGACCACAGCGCCACCCGCAUCCCAUAAUCAUAAAUAGCAAGAUAUUAAUUACUUCAGUUACACCAUAAAGCAAUGGUCCAGAAAUCAGCUGCCAUAGCAGGGCAAGAACUAUUCCCAGCAUGAGAGCAUAUGUUGUUUCCUUGUUCUGCAUCUCUUACAUCUGAUCACAUUGGUGGUUCGUUUGGAACAUGUGAUUGAAAUACAGCGGAAUCUCACUGAGAUUCUCCAUAGAUCCAGUAAACAAAGGGAGCGGUGCAGUCCCAACAUGGUGCCGUUCAGUAUUUGUUUGUCUCCGGCUCCCAUCAGUCCCAGCCAGCAAGGCCGGUGGAUAGAAACAACGGGAAUUGGAGUCUUCCAGCAGUUGAGCAGCAGCAUGUUGGCUAUGCCUCCUGCAGCAUUGAGUCAAGCUUCAGGGUUGCUCUCCAAAUCUGUGCAGGAAGAUCUGAGCAAUGCCUGAGACUAGCUUUGGCUAGGUCCGGCUAUGCGAUAAUGCCAGCUUCCCUGCAGAGUCCUCAGAGCAAUGUUUGAGAAUACAGCCGUGUGUUUUUGAAAUGGCUCCUCCGGUGGCUGACUGCAAAAGGGAUUCUAGGAUUUCCUGAUUUAUAGAAUGUGUAUGCUGACGACUUGGCCUAUUAUCAGGAGCCCGAAAGCCUCAUUUGGCUUCUGGGUCCUACCUUCCAGUUGGAUUUUUAUGGUUCCUAAUGGGCUAUGUAUUGCAUACACUUUUUUUGUUUUUGUUUUUGCAAGGUUUUACCAAUGCGUUUAUUUUCUCUCCCUCUCUCUCCAUACCAUACCAACAACCCAAUAUGCAGCCAAACAAGUGAGACAGGGAUAUGGAGGUUUGUGUUCAACAUUCAGAGUAUGUUAGUAGAACAGUCAGGCGUUGGGGAGCCUGACAGGUCCGGGGGCCGAGGCAACCCCCGGUGUCACACAUGCUCAUGUAUUCUGAGCAGAAAGAAUAGCUGGAAAACUUCAGCAGCUGGCUGGGGAGCUUCUCAGGGGGCCAAAGCUGGGAAAACAUCUCACACUCUGACCUAAAUACAUGGUGCAAGCGUUUAAUUGAGUCUGAUAGGCUUGAAUGCCCCUAGUCAGACACAGCCUUGCCAUUUGCCAGAGCGACUCCGAGCGAGUUUUGUUGAAUGAACUGGAUGGGCUCACUCAUCCCUGAGCAUGCACUCUGCACACCCCCUCCUCCCACACCAAGUUAAUAUGCUUGCGCUGUUAAAGGGCCCUGAACAUUUUCAUUUCAGGCUCGCAGAGUGGCUUAAAAGGGCAGGCUUAACUGUUGCACUGCAGGACCCGGGACAAAGCUGUGUAUAUGCGCUAUGUCCUUUGGUCGAGGUGAUGCACGGAGCUUCUCUCUUUCCGUGUGCUUUCUGCAGUCAUCCGUUCGUGGUGUCCUAAUUGCAGAGGAUUAGGAGUCGUUUGGCAGGCUGACAACUGAACUUCCAGUUCCUUACUCUGAUGUAUGGAUAUUCCUGGUCUUGACUCACCCAUCUGUGCAAUGCUGACAUUGAAGCUCCUUUAGUCCGAGACGGUUAUGUAUAUUUAAACACACACACACACACACACACACACACACACACACACACACAGGUUGCCGCAUCCAGCUCAAGGAGAAAUUGGGAAAUGGAAGUGUGACUAAUUUUUUUUAAAAAAUCACCAGCUCUGGAAUGUCUGUGUAUGGCAGCAAGAUCACUAGCAGAUGGCUUCCUGCUGGUGUUGAAAGUGAAAGCCUUUUUGGCCUAAUUUUAACAGAUUUAACCUGCCAACACUCUUGAAGCAGAGGAAAGACAUCAGCUUUCCCAUUUGCCCUCAAAGUUUUUCCACGAAUACUCAUUUUCUGAUUAUACAGUGUGUUUUUGUUUCUUAUAUAUUGUGGUACGUUUAAUUUCUCUGAUUUUGAAUACAGGUGGGGAGAGGAGAAGGGUCACAGCCUUAGAAAAAGCUCUAGGUAGCCACGGCUACCAUUAUUUCAUGAAAUGUUGUCUAAUUUUUUCCUAAUAUUUUAUGAGAUGGCUUUCUUAGAAUCUCUGUACUUCUAAAGAGCACAAGUUUUUAGUCCUCAGGGCUGCUUAGAAUGCUUUGAAAAUUUGUGGCCAGUCUCUUGCUAAAGACGUAAGAACCUGUAAUGUAAUUUGGAACAGGAAUAAUAAUGAUGAUGAUGAUAAUAGCAAUAAUAAACAAAUAUAAACAGUCUUUGAAAUUCAAAAAACAAAACAUUGUCUCAUUAUACAGGAAAAAGAAGCCCCUGGUAAUUAAAUUAUGUCCUUGUUGUGAGCUGUUUGCAAGAGAGACGACAGAAAUUCUUGCUCUCUUGAGCCUGUCAGUUCUUUGUCCAGCUUCCCCACUUAGCUGUUUACUACCGCCCAAUAAAUAUACCUAAUAUUGCCUCCUGUGAUAAGAAUACAUUAUGAGAUUGGUGUAAUUUUGUCAUUUUUCCCCUGCAGCCUAAUUACUAGUAGAGCCGUGAAGUAUUUUGCCAAGAACUGCAGGUGGGAGGGGGGUCUGCCGCCACAGGACUCCCAGCAAUAGAUGUCAGCUGUGUACUGAUGCCUUCUUUCCUUUGUCACUGGCUGGAGGAAGAAGCCCAAGGAUAUUCUAACCCGGAUGCUCCUGGUGUUGGGAACUGGGUGUUCCUGAAGAGCCAGUGAUGUGUGACUUGGUUGUGAGAUGCCACUAGGGGAACACUGGCCCUCCAGCCCCCCCCCUUGGGACUCUCCCCAAGCCACAACCCUCACCUGGAGUGCUUUUGCCUUAUGUGUCUUUGUCCAGCCUCCUAUGCAAAGCAAGGGUCACACACGUCGCUCCACUUACUUUUGCAUCUGCCCCGCCCACUUCUAGUAGGUGGCUCCCAGGGAAUGUGGUCCUCAGGUUGAAAAAGAUUCCCCACUCCUGCACUGGCCUAUUCCUCUACACUUCCUGCCUGUUGUCCCCUCAGCUCCAAUAACUCUCUGACUCCCUGGACAUGAGGUGUCAAACUUUAUCAGCACCCAGGUCUGCAUUCCAGGCAAAGGAGAGAAGAGAAGAGAAGAGAAGAGAAGAGAAGAGAAGAGAAGAGAAGAGAAGAGAAGGUUGUGGAGUGGAAGGCAGGGUUGAAGAACAACAACAAAAUAAGAGCCUAGGGCACUAAAUGUCUCUCUCUGAACUGCUGGUAAUUAUGCUUAUGCUUAGCAUCUCUCUGAAUACAUUUUCUGAACUUUCAGCUGGAUCUGGCAUCUAUUCAUUUCUCCACCCUAAUCAUCAUAGGAGCCAAUUUCUAGGGGCUGUGGGGACUUCGGCCCCCACAAAAUUGAUGGGCAUUCCCAUUCAAAUGGUGUGUGUGCACCACAUCAUGUGAUCGAUUAUGUGGGGCAGGGCUUACCUGGGCCCCCACAAUAUUUUAUUCAAGUUGGCACCCCUGGCAAUCAUGGACUAUCGAUAAAACCUACGGGCCAGUUCACAUGGCGUAGUGAUGAAGUGGAUGAGCUGGUACACAAUAGCAUUCCCGUGUGAUGGCUGACUCACAGUCACAGCUCUGGUGUUCUUAACCCACUUUCAGCAGUGUUGAAAUGCAUGACUAGAGUUGCAAGAAUGAUUCAGUGGUUCUUUUGUUUCAAUUCGAGCUGUGUACCCAUUGCAUCAGUUUGGCUGUGCAAAUUGGCCUCAACUGUUGGAAUAGAUCAGCCUUCCCCAGGGCUAUAUUUCUGGGGGGGGAAAGGUGCCAGAACUCACCAUGAACGCCUCCCUUGCUCUCUUAUAAUAGCAGUGGCACCCACCUGGUGAGUUCAGGCUAAAAAAAAAAAGCCCUGGUCUUCCCCACCAGGAUGCCCUUCCGAUAUUUUGAACUACAGUGGUACCUCGGGUUACAGAUGCUUCAGGUUACAGAUGCUUCAGGUUACAGACUCAGAAAUACUACCUCGGGUUAAGAACUUUGCUUCAGGAUGAGAACAGAAAUUGUGUGGCGGCAGUGGGAGGCCCCAUUAGCUAAAGUGGUACCUCAGGUUAAGAACAGUUUCAGGUUAAGUACAGACCUCCAGAACGAAUUAAGUUCUUAACCCGAGGUACCACUGUACUUGGGAAGAAGGGAGGAAUAGAAAUUUAAGGGGGAGAUGAAUAAAAUAAAUCAGCCCCCAACCAGCUGAACAACUCUAAAGUUUGCUGAUCUUCCUCUUAAUUUUAAUAAAAAUGAAAAAAAAAAGUUUCUUUCAAAAUGAAGAGGCUAAAGUAACUAUGAACCUAAGGCGAAUUCGUAGAAGCUGUGAGCUAAGCAUAGGCCAUUUUUUUUUGCUCAUUGAUAUUUUUUUCCUAGUGUUUUUCCAUCAGUGCAAAAUAUUUAAACUCCCAGCCCAUAAAUUCAAGAUCUUAGCCAUCAGGGAGUUGUGGGGAAGGGGGUGGUGGAGGAAGUAGAAGUCAAAAGACAGAGAGCUCUGAGUACCUUAAAGGUCUCUGAUCAGGAUUGUGUUUCUCCAUCUUUUGAAUCUGCCUUUCACACUGGCCAUUUUUAUAGGGCCAUUUAAUCCCAGGAUGUAAGAGAGAUGACAGGAGGCAUGGAGGGGCUGUAAUAUCUGGAGUCGGGUCAAGUUUCUCUCUUUCCCUCCUCCUGAGUCCUCCUGGGCCACUGGACUUGGUGACAGGAUACACUGUGUCUAACAGAAUACAUUCAGCUGGCCUUAAUGGACUAAAUCCUGCUGUGCUUUCUGGGGUAGAUGCCCUGUGGCUUCCGCCAUGGCUAAUGCCGUGACAUUUUAUACCCUAGUUUAGGUCAUGCUCAUUGGAGGGAGAUAGAUUCAUGCUUUUCCUUUGUUAUGUCACUGUUCCCAAAACAAUUUCUGGAUCUUUCCCUUUCCCUUCCCUCCAGUAUGUUUACUGUGAGCUGGUGCUAGGUCUGAUGCUGGAGCCUGAUUACAUCUGAUCCCAUUUCUUAUUGUAUCUUUGUUUCUCCAGUACACACACACACACACACACACACACACACACAGGCUUUUGAGUGUGAUUACUGCUGUGUGAACCACAGGAUAGCUCCUAAAAAGAAGAAAUUGCUGGACCUUGACACUUGAAAUCUAGCUAUUUCCCUCCCUUGGGUAUUUGUACAUUCCUAAACUCAGUUUUAAACAGUUUGUACAAGACCAUGGGACAGCUAUAUCUAUCUCUAUUGCACUAUGCUAAAAUGUAUUUCAUCUUCUACAGAGUAUUGUACACCCAUUGGCUUAACCAUGGUUUAUUUUCCUUAGCAAUGGCUUGUUUUUCUUGACCGUGCUUAAGCAUUAGGCUUGAACGCCUUAACAAUGUAUAAGCAUUAGCCAUCAACUCAAAUGUGAAAUAUACAGUCAAAGGGGGUUUAGAAAACGUGGUUUGUAUUAGCCAUGUUUAAACGUUGCAGUGAAACCUCUGAAGCUCGGCAAAAUGUGGAAAGUUGUUCUGGGUAAGCACUGGAUUGAAAACUUGCAUGUGGAUAUUGCCCGUCCAUAAAAUAUUGUUCUCAGUGUGAUAUGAUUUGGAAAGCACAUUCUGAUGUGCAUCCUGGUGUGUCUACAGCUGGGUCAUAGCUUUGUUUGCCCUCACUUAUGCCACUAAUGGGCCAAAUCUUUUUGGCUCUGUCUCUGCUGUUAUCAAAUUUGGCAUGUGAUAACUGAUUGGUUGGGCUCGCACAGUAAAUGAGCAAAAAUUUGCCUUGUUAAAAUUACAAAAUAGCACCAUCUGCAGCAUAUAUUUGUGUGGUGGUGCUUGAGGAGAGAGUAAAAAAAUCUCCUAAGAAGUAUAAAAAAGGAAAGCUGAUCCCUACGCUAACACAUACAGUACAUUCAUCAAAAUCAGACUUAUAUUUCUCCCCUAUAACUGAAAUGAUGAGAAGAUAAAGAGACGGGUAUUUGUUCUUUUUUUAUUCAAUCAAAUAGAAGUGCCAUUCUUGCCCAGUGGGGAUUCGUGGACAUUAUUUAAAUCUACAAAAUUUAGAUAACAGAAAGACUCUAAGCCAGAAAAAUUGGUCAAGGUGCUUCUAGAGAUGGUGCAUGUGCAAUUAGUGCUCCUUAUGCAUCCAUGUUUCUGCAUGAUGUUGUUGGCAUAAAAAUACUAGCCUGUAUUUCCUUACCCCCAGAUAUAUCCUUAUUUCCAGAUAUACCCUUUCCAGAGAAAAUCUGAUUAGUAAAAAAAAUAAAAACCACAUGCCAUCCUAUUGCCAAUGUCUGAUUUAAAAUAUUUUGGUGACCUGGUUGCAAAUUAAGACCCUAUCUGGAAUCCUCUUCAGUGCUAUAGACCAAUGAAAAAUCAGAUAUUGAAGCCACCUUGUCUUUGAAUUACAUUAACUAUGAAUUCUACACAAAUCAGUGUAGAAUGUCAAUUAGUGUUGAAAGUAAACAUGGUUCUAAUCUUGGAUGUGCAGAUAAUUUUAGAAAAGAAUCUAAAGAAAUGGUGGGAGGGAAUUGCAGCCUCCAUAUGCUGCUUCAGUACGUUCUUUGAGCAUAUUUGCUCAGACACAGUUGCAGGCUUCUUGGUCUUGACACAGCUGUGAGUUAGAAGAAAAAUGAUUUUAUAUUAGCCAGAGCGCAUUAAGUGAACCUCAUGCCUACUUAAUCCCUCCCAUCAUGACAAAAGCUUGCCCACUCAAUCCCAGCUCAGACAUGAAUUUCAUUCGUAGUUGUAGGUAACACACACACACACCCCUUAGCCUUGCCUUCAGCCUCUCUCUCAGCCUCAACCUUAGAGAAAAACAGUGGCCUGCCUUACCAGGUUGUUGUAAGGAUUACAGUGGUACCUCGGGUUACAGGCGCUUCAGGUUACAGACUCCGCUAACCCAGAAAUAGUACCUCAGGUUAAGAACUUUGCUUCAGCAUGAGAACAGAAAUUGUGCUCCGGCGGUGCAACGGCAGCAGGAGGCCCCAUUAGCUAAAGUGGUGCUUCAGGUUAAGAACAGUUUCAGGUUAAGAACGGACCUCCAGAACGACUUAAGUUCUUAACCCGAGGUACAACUGUACUGAGAAAAUGUGUGUGGGGGGGUAUUUAGGAAACUUAAAAAUGCCAAGCAUUUUACCACAGUUUGCUGACUUGAUGGCAUGCCAAAGAAUGUAGACAACUAAAAAGAGUGCAUGUGAGAUGGAAAUGUUUGGGUAGGAGGGAGGGUAGGUAGAAAAAGAAAGGGACUGAAAUGCAGGAUCUGGAAGGAGGGGCUGGGGAAGGAGGUUUGAGGGAAAGGGACUGAGAUGAUAAUAGGUUAGAGAGGGCCUAGGGUGACAUGCUAUGCCCUUUUUAAAUGUGCGGGUUUUUUGGGGGGGUUAUUGGGUUGUUUUUAUUUUGGUUAUGUAUUUUGAGGUUUUAUAUUUUGAUUUUAUUCUGUGGACUGCCCUGAGACCUUGGGGUAUAGGGUGGUAAAUAAAUUCAAUCAAUCAAAUAAACAAUAAAAUAUUUUAUAGUGCUUAUGGGCAAGAAGUGCAGUAUGAAUCGAGGGAGGUGUGAGUGCUAGGGAAUCUGUUGGAGAGACAGGAUGAUGAGGUGGAGUUGAGCAAACGACCAAUGCUACAUACAGGAGUUAAAGAAAAAGAAGAGUCAAGGAGAAAGCAGAACCUCACUCAGAAUCCAGGAUGGCAGCAGCUGUGUAUUUUUUGGCAGGAAGGCUUGGAGGGUUGGGAACUGUGGUCCAGAGAGCCAACCAGACAUUAAUACAUGAAGUCAGUGGGCAUUUCAGCACUUACACUUACCAAUAGCUGUAUACUUGCUGGGGGUUUUUUCAGAUUUAUUUUUGCAUGUUUCCACAUGAUGUUGUUGUUUUUAUUCAGAUAAUAUUCUGGAGUAACAUACUCAAAACACUGUUUGUUUCUUCCACCACAGCCCCCUUGACUUUUGUGAAAGAUCUGGAAUGGGUCCUCAAUAUUUCCACUUGUGUGGCAAGAGUCCAAGCAUCAUCUUGGGGUUGGUGGGUGUGAUUUGGGAGGCAUCUGUUUUGCACCCACUUCCCUCUGCCUGCUGUGAGCUGUCCAUUUGUGAGCUCAGUGCAGAGGAGAGAUAAUGGCAGAUACAGACUACGGUGCUGAUGCAAAGUACUGCCCAUGACAGCAGUCAUUAGCUGCAGACAAGCUUUCAUCACAAUAGCCAGGUUUGCCAUGGCUCAGACAGACACAUAGCUCCACUUCUCAUUUUGCAGUAUGCUAGGUGUUAAAUACAUGUACCAAAAAGCAGUGAAAAGGCUAUCCCUGUGAAUAUGCUCAUAACCCCAAUACUUACUAGCUGGAGGUACAUGAGGAGUGUAUCUGGAGUGGCUAUAGCCAGAGAACUCAAUUUAGGCACAACCUGACAUUGGUGCAGAUCGGAAAACCCCACAUUUACACUCUAAAAACAGCAACAGGUGACCAAAGGUGCAGACAAUCAGCUCCAAAUUCACUCUUGGAAACGACGUGUCAAACAGCCAAUGAACCACUGUAAAUGGUAAGUGUGGAAAGGCCUCAUACCUUUUUUAAGAAACAGACUUCUGUCGAUUGUGGUUUCCACACUGUCAUUUUGGUAUUGUAACUUGGCGGAUAUAAAGGGGGAAAUGAGGACCCAGAAGUGAGGAGCAGAGACCUAAUGUCACAUCAAUUUGAGCUAACAACAAUUCCAUGUAUUCAUGUUUUAUUCCACUCUUCCAACUCAGGGAUCACACAAUGAAACCUAUCUCACCAGCUCCAAAAUCCAGGAAAAACUUUCACAGUGCCUACAUGCCCCCUGGCUAGGGGUGGGGGAGAAAAUCAUUUCAAUUUGCAUUUAAAGGCAAAUGUACUUUACAUUAAACAACAUUCCACACACUUCAAAUGCAACCACCAGUUUCCAUUCACAUGUUCUUUCUCAGUUCACUAGAGCUCAGAUUCAUUGAAAGUAUAGCACACAACAUACUAAAAGUAUGAGUCACUUUCUUUGACAUUUUGAUUUAUAUAUUUUUUAAGUCUUUCAGUGUCAACACCAGGGGUGCCAACUUGAAUAAAAUAUUGUGGGGGCCCAGGUAAGCCCCGUCCCACAUAAUCACAUGACACAGUGCAUGCACACCAUUUAAAUGGGAAUGCUCAUUAACUUUGAGGAGGCCCCUCAAAUAUUUUAUUGUGGGGGCCAAAACCUCCACGACCCCUAAGAGUUGACUCCUUUGUCAACAUCCCAAUAGAAAUGGACAUAGGAUUGAAUCUAGUAGGCCUUUAACACACUGUUAAAGACAACAUAUAUCAGAAAUGGGAACUAUUUGCAUAUAUAAUUUGUCCAUUAGAAGUAAUUCCCAUGCUUUGCCAAACUGACGCUUCAUAGGUAGUAGCUGGGUGGCCUGUCUGUCCUGUAGCCAGUUGAAAUUUGGCUGCUGUUAACAAAAGACCUAUUAAUUCAUAUCAUGAGCUUGAAAUAUUCCCUAUUUAUAAGUGACCCAACAAAACCAUAAGUGGAUUCAAGGGGAUUGUAUGCCUUUUAACAGACUUUAUCUAAGGAUCCUUGCCUGGUAUUGGAUUACCUUCGAGCAUGACCACCAAAUAUGCUGCUUUUCCAACAUCAGGAGGCAGCCUUCAAAGUUUUCCUUGUGGUGAGAGUAUACUAGAGACAAGACCUUUUUUUGCAACAUCUGUUUAUUUACAAAUAGGCCGCACAUGAGGAACCAGAAAAACUAUCCAGGGAGAUGAGUCUCAUAUUCAAAGGAGCAUCAGUUCUCCUCAAAGAAAAACACAUACCCUUGAAUUCCUAUAGCCAGCUGCAAAGACUCAAAUUUCUGUUUCCUUUGCUGGCUGCUUUGCAUUGCCAAACUGUAUGCAUCUAUCCAAGCAAAUUUGGUGACAGCUAGGUAGUAGCAACCAGCCAUCAAGGCCAUUGUGCAAGCAGAAUGCUUAGCUAUUGGUGCCCUUUACUGAAGCAUCUUUAACUAAAGCCUACGGAUGGUUAUCUUUUAUUUCAUUUAUUGCAUGUAUAUACACCUUUUCUUCCAAAGAGCUCAAGGCGGUGUACAUGGUUCUCCUUCUCCACCCUCCACCCUCACAACUACCCUGUGAGGUAGGUUAGGCCGAGAGUGAGUGCCUGGCCCAAGGUCACCAAAUGCGCUUCAUGGCUGAGUAGGGAUUUGAACUCUGGUCUCCCAGGUUCAACACUCUAACCAUUACAUCACACUGGCUCUUAAUCAAGAUGAUGCCUCACAAUAGCAUUUCUGCUUGGCUGAACUGGAACACAGUUGCGGAUAUUUCCAGUGCCUCACAAGCAACCUCUGUCAACUUUUUUCAUACCUGUGGAAAGGAGAUUUACCUGGCUUCAAUUUCAGGCAGCCAACACUUGGGGCUGAUUCACACCUGAUUACCAUUCUGCCGCCGCCACCACCCCGCUCUUUCUACGCACAGGCCUGCACUUCAACACUGUUUAGAAGUGUGAUUUUCUUUGCCUCAAACUUUCACCACGAAAACCGGCUCUUUAAAGCUGAAUUUGAGCAAACAUAAGUUUGGGUUUUCCGCAGAUUGACAUUUGCUCCAAUUGAGCUUUAAAGAGCAGAUUUUCACGGGGAAAGCUCUUGAGCAAUGAAAAGGGCACUCAGACACAGAGCUGUAAAUCAUGGGCCAUGCCUGGAAAGAGCAGAGGAAAGGUAUGUGUGGAUAAGCCUUUAGUGUUACUGUUCUGUGUUCUCUCUUAUACCUUGUAGAUAAUUACCUGAGUCAGCAAUAUCCAUCUUGAUUCCUUUGUAUGUGUUAUUUAGAUUAGUGUGCCAAUUUCCCUAUUCUGGCCCAGGCAUUCGUUCUGUUUUUAUAACCCAUCCCCAGACCCCAUUUCUCUAUGCAUCAUGGACUGUUAAUGUCAGUGAGCUACUUUCCUGGUUGAUAUUCCCUCAAGGUACUGAGGAUGAUGCCCCCUGCCCCCAGGAAAACCUGUAGGCAAAAGUAGAUAAGGCUAGCUUUUAAAAUUUUGCAUUAAAUAUGUCUCUUCUUCAUUUUGAUGGGAGAAAGCUUGUGCACCCAUGUGGAUUCCCCUUGCUGGUUUCAUUGCUAUUUCUGGGUUACCCAGGCAAUUCACUCAUUGCACAGAAAGCUGAUCUGUAUUGAGCUGGUUAGUUACAUACACUCUGAACUUUUUCAUUUAAAUAUAUUACAGAGAUAUCAGCAGGAGCCAGGGACACUUUGCUGUCAAAUGUCAGCCUUGCUAUGACUCUAUCUUUCCAAACUGAGUAAAUUCUUCACCCCCGCGGUGCAAGCUUUAAUUUCUCAUUAUUAUUGCUUUAAUAAGACCAAUACUUACUGUAUGUUGCUCAUUUGCAACUAAAACUGGAACCAUUAGAGCAGUAACUGCCAAUUACCUCCUGAGCAGUACAGCAUGCAAAUACUUCCAUUAGUCUCUCUGAAGCAGAGGCAUGGAUCAGUGGUGCACAUGGACAAUAAUAGAAAAGUACAGCAGGGGUGGACAACUUUUCCAGCCUUUGGGCUGAUGACUGCCAUUUGAGGAGUGGGGGUAGUCACAUACAUAGCAUAGCAAAAAUGGGUGACUGCAUAACUUUACAGCAACAAUAUUGGUCUACAAGUAACCCACCUGUCCUGUCACAUUCAAGCCACAUGUUGGCACAUUCAUGGGAACAUAUGGCUGGGUCUCCAAGACAAGAUUUGACUCUUAUAGUUGUAUCUUUGGGAAAACCACAAUCUGUUUUGCAGCCACUCUAAAUUCAAUUCAUUAUUCAAGACAUAAUUAGAUUGGUUAAAAAAGAACUUCAGUUUCCCCCCAUUCACUAUAAUGGAGAAAUCUAAAGACACUCCCUUUUCACACAAAUGGAUGAAAUUUGCAGGCAUAGCAACUACUGAAUUGAGCCUUCCCAUCUGUAGCUAUAUUCAGAAGUUUUAAUGCUGGGCACCUUUACAUUUUGGGUUUUUUUUAGAAAACAAAGGACAAGUCUAUACCCCUUGUUUUCUUGCAGAAUUGUCACAGGCACGAACAGCCUUCCUGAGGGAAUGAAGCUUGCCAACAUUCAGGAUGAUUGUUGUAGUGGUUCUCUUGUAAGGGUAGACUUUCCUAUUGGGGGCUGGAUAGGUACAAUAGGAACCAUAGUGGAUGGAACUGGUAAAAAGAGCAUGGCUCUCCAGGGAAAAAUGGGAUGGGAGAAAUGUUAUACCCCAGAAAGGACCCUGUUUCACCAUGGAUUUUUGGAGCUACAGGGGAGAGGCUAGCAUAGGAAGAUGCAUAUAUCCACUAAACUAAAAUGUUCCAAACACUGCAACUUUUCUUCAUAGGAGAGUCAUUACAUCUCCUUGAUCAUUUCAGUUGUCCUUUUCUUAACCUUUUCCAACUCUACAAUAUCCUUUUUUAUAUGAGGUGACCAGAACUGUACACAGUGUUCCAAACAUGGUCAUACCAUAGGUUUGUAUAACAGAAUUAUGAAAUCGGCAGCCUUCAAUUUCAAUUCCUUUCCUAAUGAUCCCUAACAUGGAAGUUGGCUUUUUCACAGCCACCACACACUGGAUCAUUAGAUUGUUCUAUUGAAAUAGUGCAUACCUGCUGGGGUGAGUAAAUCCUACUCUAUUUGUAGAUCCACUGCCCUAAAUAAGUUAGUGUGGCUUAGUUAAAUAGACCCCAAGAUGGUAAGUAAGCCUCUUAAUUCCAGUGACUGCUCGCUGAUUGAGCAAAAGCAGAGGGUAGUCAGAAAAAUGAGCUCUGUUGUUUCAUUGGUCCUGUGGGGGAGAAAAUGAACACUGGGCCUGAUAGUAUCUGAAGUCAUGCAGUGAUAGGAAAAGUGAGGUUGCCUUACAGGGGCUGAUCGCAAGGUGCUUGUAAUGAUUUAAUAAGCAUCAAGAAGAGCCAGGAGUGGUUUAAUGUGCAUAGUGACAAGAAGACUUAUUUUAUUUUAUUUUAUUGUUUUGUUUUGUUUUGUUUAUUUAAAAUUCAGACCAGCCCACUUGGUUUUCUCAUUUCAUUACGAUAGUGAUCAGCCAUUUAGUUCCAACAGUUCUCCUCUCAGAGUAGGCCACAGCUGUUAUGACGCACACUGUGAAUUGCAAUGGUUGUCUAAUUUGCCCUUCCAUCCAUCUCUACUUGUUGAGGCAAGAAUUGAUGUUGGCCAGCUAUUAGGCAGGUUAGAUGUUAGGGAGGUUAGAUGAAGUUGCAUUUUGAGUGCAUUUCCGUGUCACUUUCCUUACUGCAAAAAAAAAAUAAAAUGUUUAUGGAAGGUAAGGCAAAAGAGCAUCAAGUAAACUUUAAUUGUGCCUCCUGAAUUUGCUGGGAUGUGAUUGGAUCUCAUUCAAAACGGAACAGUCUAGAAACAUCUACGGCAGAGGUUUUCAACAUUUUUUAGUCCAUGGCUCCCUUGACCAACUACAUUCUUUCUGUGGUACCCCUGUGGGGCUCAGGAGCCCAGUUAUGUCACUCUUUGCCUACAGAGCUGGCAGCUCCUCAUCCUUCUUUUGAAAACCCUCUCUUGUGGAGUGUUCCCUUAGCCUCCUCUCCCCUCUCCUUGGGAGUCCUCCAGGCAGCCGCUGCUGAUGCCCCUGAUCUCUGAUCUCUGAGCUUCUCCCCCCCCCCCACCGCCUUGACCCAAAGAGAGGUGCCUCCUCUCAUCGCCCCGCAGGGGCCUGUAACUUGCCUGUCCAUUCCCAACAGCAAGGGCUGGGAUACUGGAUGGCUAGGCUCCCUUGCCCGCUUGCUUGCUUGCUUACUCCAAGGCCACCUCAGCUCCUGGUAACCAGUACCCCCUGACCAGCCCCAGAGGCACCACUCACAUGUGGGGCUUGUAGCCAGGGCUGCUGCAACAGACAGCUGUGCAAGACUUUGGGAGGCAGAGAUGCAAGAGGGCAGCAGAGGAGGGAGGGAGGGAGUGAAGGAAGGAAGGAAAGAAACAGAAGCUGGUGCUGCCCACAGCAAUCCUAUCAUUCAAGGCACCCCAGGGUGCCAUGGCACACUGGUUGAAAACCACCAAUCUACCGUGUCAAAAUGUUACAGAACGAGAGCUGGGAAACUGACUAACAACUGUGCAUUUAUUGAAUGAGGAAAACGGUUGUGUGUGAAGUCCAGGCCCCUAUGCCCAAAAGGAAUAGGUGAUAGUAUCAGUCAGAAUGCAAGAGUUAAUCCCCCUUAGAUUGCACCCUUUUGAAACUCAACAAUCUUAAGACGAGGAUAGAUUCCCAGUCUGUAAAUGGUGAAGGAACAGACAAGGCUUGUCCGAUGAGCCCUGCUCAGAUAACAAGAAGGUGCUGGGAGAACAUCUAUUGUGAGAAGCGUUCCCUUAAGGGCAACUCCUCCCAUGACAGCUUGGUGUCUGUGUUUGUUAUGCACAUCCCUUUCUUACGGCCUUCAUUACUUGCCUGCUAUCUCAUGUCAUUAAGAUAUCAAGUUCAUUUAGGUACAUCCACAUUGGCAGUUUAAUUAUGUCUGAGUAUCAGUCCGUAUUUUAUUCAUGGGCUAACACAGGGUGGUUGUCAGACAUGGGGCCCAGGAGAUAAAGGCAGAGGAGCUGAAGAAUGCUAAUGUCCUGCUGGAUCCUGCUUGACAAACACACACAUACUGGUUAUUAUCCAGCUGAUUAUUUCGUUCAUUCAUUAACACCACAUACAUCAGCUCUCUUCGCCAUGGAUUAUUGUGUACAUUCAUCUUUCCGUAAACAAUUACCUGACAAGGAUGGGACAGGAGGGGCAGGGAAGGAGAAUUCCCAGAUGGGAUUUUCUUGGUUUGGGUCAGUAGUGAAGUGCUGAGCAUAGAAUACCCUGUUGACACGAUCACUUCAUUAAUCAAAUUAGGGCCAAUAGUGCAUCACAUGUGCUUAAUGUUCCUAAACAAUACUAGACCAGGUUUUAUUGUGCUCUGCUGGUGGCUUGGUUGAAAUAGGGGCCUGUUUGCAGCUUGUUGACAUGUGAAGCAAACAGGGAAAUCUCAAUAGUAACCUCCAAAAAGCAUUUCCUUUGGGCCAGCAAUGGGGAACCUGUGACAUCCAGAUGUUGUUGGGCUACAAAUCUCAGUGGCCACAGUGGCCAACACGGCCAAGGAUGAUGAUUCCAACAAUGGCCACAGAUUCCCCUUCCUUGCUUUUAGGGGCAUGCACUUCCCUGCAUCCUCCCCAUUUUAUUUUCUGAGAGAAUUCUGCAUGAGCAGUGAUAGUUUGCUUAUCCUCAGCCACCUACUUUUCUUGAAACCUUCAGCUCUUUCAGGAGGCUGUUUAUCCAUAAAUGAAGAGAGAACUGCAUUUAGACCUUUGUCAUGCCAUCCAUAAACAUAGGGUUCCCAAUUUUUCUGAAUUUCCCUGCGGGUAAUGGAAGGAUGGGAUUCCAUCCCAGCCUACACUUGGCUUCCUUUCCAGUGAUAACCCAGAAUGCCGGGGGUGGUAUCCUGUUAUUGAGGAAAGGGGGAAUGUCAUGAUCUUUAACCUUUUACCUUGGGGUGACUGAGCAAUAUAUAAGACUAAUCACACAGGUGGUAAUAAAUUCAGCACUGAUUUUUGUCAUAUAUGAAAGUUGCCAGAAUGCCAAAUGGUGACCUCGGACAAGAUCUGUCUCCAUUAUUUACUGUUUCUCAUUAGCCAUUGACAUGCUUAGUGCCCCUCCCCCUUUAAAAAAGAAUAUCUCAGUACCUUAUGUUAAUCUUAGCCCACAGGAUUCACUCUCAGUAUCUAAAACAUUCUGGGAAAAAGAUUUGUGCCUGCCCAUCCUUACCCCCAGCACAAAGUUAGACAGAGAAGCAUUUAUUCAUGUGAAAAUGGAACAUUCAGAGAAAAGAUUAUUUGGUGUGGCAAAGAAACUCUGAACCUUUGACCUUUUAAUAUGUGGUUGUAAUCCAUUAAAUGAGUUGGGAACUGAUGAGACCUAAGCAAAAACUACUCCUUUUCUCCUCCACUUUUUCCUUGCCUUGAAUCAUAUUUGUGAGCUACCGCUGGAGUGUCUUCUGACUCCCUCUUUUAUUUUUUUGGAUGCCUUUGCCUUCUUUGACUCAAGGGAGCCCUUUGCUUCCCAUAAAAAUUAUAUUUAACAAAUAGAGAAGGAGAGAGCUAUUGAAGAAUGGAUUCUGGAGUGAGUGUUGUGCUCCAUAUAUUUCAGAUUGCAGCCCAAGGUCAGCAGCUCUAGUACAGAUAAAGAUUUUUGUUUGGCCUUGCAGGGGUAGGAAAUAUACAGCAAUCUAUAAAGAAGUCAUACCUCAGAAUAAUUUAAGAAAUGUUUAUUCUCUGAGGGGAUCCCUCAUAUGCUGUAAAACUGUCUUUUGAUGAGACCAAGGAUAGAGAUGACAAAGAUCUGUCAGAAAACCAUGGUGUGUAUAUGUGUGUUUCCUUAGCUGAAAAUGGUACAUUUGUUUUGUGGGGUCUGAGUAGCUUGCCUUGAGAGAGUUAUAGAGAGGAUAAGCAAUGUACUGUGUGGAAUGGGACUAUGUGGGAUGGGACUGUCAUUUCCAUCCCAUGCUAUGGGAAGACAUAGCAAGCUUAAACCUACCCAGACAAGUUUCUGUGUACAGUGGUACCUCGGGUUAAGUACUUAAUUCGUUCUGGAGGUCCGUUCUUAACCUGAAACUGUUCUUAACCUGAAGCACCACUUUAGCUAAUGGGGCCUCCUGCUGCUGCUGUGCCACUGGAGAACGAUUUCUGUUCUCAUCCUGAAGCAAAGUUCUUAACCCGAGGCAGUAUUUCUGGGUUAGCGGAGUCUGUAACCUGAAGCAUAUGUAACCUGAAGCGUAUGUAACCCGAGGUACCACUUUACUGCAGAAUAUAAGAGCAAAGUGUACUGCAACACUCUGCUUUUAAUUUAUUGAAAGUACUAACACAAUCAGCAUUCAACCACUGAAGCAAUAUUACAAAGUACAGUUUGUUUGUUUGUGUGUGUGUAGAUAAGGAUUUACUUUGUAUCCACCAAUGGAUGCUUUUGCUGCUGAUUUUUUUCCUUGAAAUCAGUUAUUCAAAAUAUGGAAAACGAGAGUCCAAAGGAAACUUAAGAUGCCCAAAGAAAGAAGGACCCCUUUUUUUUUGAGUGCCUGGGACCCUCCCUCCAAAACACAGUACUCUUUGAACAGCGUUGUAUAGUAUUCUCCCCCAAAUCACUAUUCAAAACCCAUGCUUAGAUCCUUCUGUGAGAGACUGAAAAGUUCUCUUGAAGCCUGCUGCUGCUUGAGAUCAGCCUUGAAUUUUCCUCUGCAUAAGAUAUCUUCAAGUUCCAGGAAGGCCCCAGUUGUCUUUAGCACCCAGAGGAAAAAUCGAAGGGAAGGCUUCAAUUACUAGUAUGAAAAAUGAGUUGCCUAAGAGGGGGCCCUUCCACCAGCCAGUGGUGCUUGUUUUUAAAACUGAAUUAUAGAGACGGUUCCAUUUCCCCCCUCCUUCCUUCCAGAGACAAAUGCAUUAAUUUUUCUCAAAACAGACAAGAGGGAAGCAGAGGGAAAAUAAGAUAAUAAGAGUUUCUGUGGUGAUUUAUAUGCCUUUGUGAAAAAUAAGGCGGACUAGGACAGCCAGCAUACCGCCAGUUGGCUGAGGGGGAGCAAAUACAAAGCAUGAAAAGCUCCCAAGAGCCCAAAUAGCAUUGUAUUGCCGACUGAUUUGAAGGAAAAUAUAUAUAUACAUGUGUGUGAAAUAUAUGAAUGCACUUGUGGGUGAACGACGUGCUACCCUUGCCACAGGGAUGGCGUUAGAAGAAGACUGGAUGGUCACUCCUCCAACUUGGGGAUGAUCUACAUCUGAUCCAGUUGGGGGGAGAUUUUCUUGUUAACAUCUGCCGUGAAAAGGAAUGUGCUAAGGGGUGCUGAAAGAUGCUUUGCUUCCCACAGCCUGCACACAUGUUUUCAGAAGAAGACACAUGUAUACACACGCUUUGGUCCGCUGGGACUUCUGGUAAAGCAGAUUUACCAAGGUUUUUUUUUGAACCAACACCAAAACAUGUUUCCAAUGGGGAGAGUGGAAUGAGUACACUCACCUCCAAUGGAGAUCCCUCUGUCAACACCUGGGUAGCUCAGUUGGUUAGAGUGUGGUUCUGAUAAUGCCAAGGUUGCAGGUUCGAUCUCUGUAUGGGACAGUUGCUUAUUCCUGCAUUGCAGGAGGUUGGACGAGAUGAUCCUCAAGGUCCCUUCCAACUCUACAAUUCUAUAUUUCUAACUCUAUCAUCCCCCUCCCUAAUCCUUACCCUGCACAGGUCCUCCAUGCCUUCCUUCAGCGUUUUUGUCUGGCUGGAACAAGGCAUCAAGCUGUGAUAAUCCCCCUUGCUUGCCUGGAUGAAAAGAGGUGCGUAUGGAAACCUUUGGCUGGAAUGUUUCCUAUGUACAAAGAGACACAUGUGUUGCAUCGCCCAUCCUUUACUUCUGUGGAAUGUGGCCUCUCUCGCUAAAGAACAUUUCCCUACUCCCAGAGUGAAUAGAUUCCUGCUGGAUGAGACCAAAGGUCCAUGUAGUCCCAUAGUGGCCAAGAAGAUGCCACCAGGAAGCCCACAAGCAGGAAGGCAGCAAGUCAUCACCAGGAACACAAUUUUCCUAUCCUCUAGUUAUUCAUAGAUUGAUCCUCCAAGUAUUUGUCUAUUCUCCUUUUAAAGCUACCCUAGCUGGUGCCCAUUGAGGACGCGGGUGGCGCUGUGGUCUAAACCACAGAGCCUAGGGCUUGCCGAUCAGAAGGUCGAUGGUUCAAAUCCCCGCGACGGGGUGAGCUCCCAUUGCUCCAUCUCUGCUCCUGCCAACCUAGCAGUUCGAAAGCACAUCAAAGUGCAAGUAGAUAAAUAGGUACCGCUCUGGCGGGAAGGUAAACGGCGUUUCCAUGCGCUGCUCUGGUUCGCCAGAUGCAGCUUAGUCAUGCUGGCCACAUGACCCGGAAGCUGUACGCUGGCUCCCUCAGUCAAUAAAGCGAGAUGAGCGCCGCAACCCCAGAGUUGUCCGUGACUGGACCUAACCAUCAAGGGUCCCUUUACCUUUAGCUGGUGUCCAUGACUGUAUGCUGUUUGUCUGUCCUGAAUCUAGUAAGGUUCCCAUACGUCCGGAGGAAAUCCAGCAAAUGUCUGGGAAAAUCCGGACAUGUCAGCAGUGUUGUUUUUCCUCAACAGCUCAACAACUUUGCCCAUAAAAGCUGGCAACCCUAACAGCCUGUUAAUUUCAUGACUGACCCUGAGUUCUAGUAUUAUGAGUAUUAUUAUUAUUAUUAUUAUAGAGGGAUGAAAUCUUCUAUUUUUGUACGCCAUGCAUAACUUUAUAGCUCUUUUCCCCUCACCACCACCAACCCCAUCAUCUAUUGGUUUUCUCUAAAUUAAGAAGCUGCCAUAGUCUCAAAAGGGCUCUAACUCCUUAGUCCCUUUGCUUGUCCUCUUCUAGCUUUACGGAAUUCUUUUUUGGGAAAAGCAAAGGGCAGGGGAGCAAAACCAGACCAGUCUGCAAGCAUUCCUAAUGCAGCAGCACUAUCAAUUUAUAGAAAAAGCCGCAACAAUGCCAGCAGCCCCAGACUUGCUGAAUUUGACUUGUUCCAUUCAUUUAAUUUUAACUAUUGAAAAAUUAAUACAGCACAUUAAAUUUAAUGAUCGCUAAUUAGUUUAGCUAGUAAACAUAUUUAAAUAGCCAUGCUAAAAUAAUCACAUUAACUUCGCAGAUAAACAAAAGGGCAGUUUCCCUCCAGAGAGAAUUACAAUACGUCUAAGAGACCUUGGCAAGUUCACGUGAUGGGGAGAACUUGAGGAAAGCAGAGCGAACUUAUGGGAAAGUGUGCACAGCGCAUAGUGUGUAUAGGCUCAGUUGCAUGAGACUGAAUCCCACUUUAGGCCAUGGGACUUGCUGCAUGACCAUUUUCAUGUGUGACAUUAGCCAUGAAGAAUUCCAGUAUACUAUUUUUAGCUAUGUGUGGAUGUUGUUAGUGUAAUCAACUGCAGAAGGUCUAUCAAAUUUACAUUCUAACUAAAUGUAAAAAAUAAAAUAAAAUAAUGGGGUGCACAUUCAUGAGCUUCAGAUUUUGUUGAUUUUGGGGUUUUUUGUCUUUAUUUUAUUGCCAUUUUCUCAGGCAUAUUUAAUGCAUUUCGUGAAGUAUAAAUGCAUAUUGUAACCGGUAUAUGCAUUUUACUGUUAUAAGCCGCUUUGAAUUUCUUCUUAGAAAAAGGAAACAGACGAACAGAUGAAAAAAGCAGAUGGGCAUAAUUGAAAUCUAAUGAGAUUCCACCCCAUCCCCCCAAGAGCAAUGGUUUUUCAAAAGCAGAAAAGCUGUACUUUAAAAAAAUGAAGUAAUAAAAUUGAUAUUUACGUUUUAGAGCAAAUGUGACAGUAGAUUAUAAGAUGCGCACACUGGAACAUCUUCCCACAAUAUGUUGACCUGAUGGGCCACAAUUCAUGAUUUUAGAUGAAACUGUUGAAAAAAACCCAGCAAGCUACAAGGCAACAGAUAAUUUAAAAAAACAAAACAAAACAAAAUACAGUCAGAGGGAGGAGGCAGAGAGCCUGGCUUAAUAUUGAUAGCCUACCACCCAAAGCGAUAAGAGAUAGCAGGUUUGUGUAUUAUCAUUAAUCUUUGCAAACUGUUCCAAGUCUAAUUUCAUUUGGUCCUUUCUUCCUUCCCCUUCCCUCAUCAACCCUGCAUGGCGAAUGCUGCUGCCAGAACAGUUAACCUAAACAGUUAGUCAAAUGCUGACUCAUCGAGCUGGCGAACAGGGAAGUGUCUGAUUGAGGCAGGCAACUUCCUCAGUGGACAUAAUUGAAGCCUAAGGAGAUUUCUCUCCACCCCCCCCCCCAACAAACAGAUUCAUGGUUUUUCAAAAGUAGAAAUUUGCAUAUUAAUAAGAGGCUGUUCAGACUGAUUGGCUUAAUGUGUUUGGGGUAAGUAUAAUUAAAUGUCAAGGGAGAUAUAUUAUGAAGUAAUGAAGCUGGAGGUAAUUCAUCAGAAAUUGAGCUGAGAGAAAGGCAUUUCAAAUAAUAAACACUGUUUUAACCUUCCUUUUUAAAGGUAAUUUGCUUAGUCUGUACUAAGACACACCAUUUUUUUUUAUUACAGAGGCAAAUAAACAAUGAUGUUCUUUGUUUGUUCGUUUUUAAUCUCCAAGAAGGUGUUUUUUGUGGGGGGGGGGGGUUUAAGUAUAUAACUUUCUAGUUUUGGUCCAUCUGCUCAAGAAUCAAAGAGAGGCAAUUAUGCUUUAGAGCAUUUAAUUCCAUUAUUGCUGCCUCCUGUUGCCCUUUAGAAGUAGUUUAGAACCCAAAUAACACUGAGGUUGAAUGAAACUUCCAAAUGGGUGUUUUUUAUGGGAUUGAUACUGCUCAUGCAUGCAAGGGCCUCUUGCACCUCCUUUGAAUGCUCAAUGUCCAUGGUAUGUUCUCCUUCAACUUCUGUUGCCCCACAUUUUCUCCUUCCUAAAUCCAGAGAUCCCCAAUGUUUUGAAAUUCCAAAUAUGAGAGUUACAUCAAUUGCUCUCUCUCUCUCUCUCUCUCUCUCUCUCUCUCACACACACACACACACACACAUGCUGAGCCACCCGCUAACUAAGCAAGUGGUGGGAAGCUAUGCUCAUACGGUGACUUUUUAAUGUUUAUAUAUGCUCUUCCUCACCCCUCAGUUCACCAGGAAUCAUGUAGGCUGAUCUAUAAGCACAGGAGCCAGCAGAAAGCUCUCUGUUUUUGCAUCCGUCCUUACUCACCCACCCCAAAAUAGAAGCAACUGCAUAGACAGUUUCCGGAUAUGUUUGGGAAAAAGAACAUUGCCAUGUGUCAGUUCUAAUUAAGAAGUGCCAGAGUUAAAGGGAAAUGAGCACAACUUGGAUUAAUCUAAACAGGUCCAUCAGGGAGUGGGAAAUCUCUUCUAAUUUGGGAGUUGCGGCCAUGAUGCUAGGCAAACCCAGAGUGGCUGGCUUGCUUCAUUGUCUAGAAUUGGCAAUGCUGUUAAACACUAGCAAAGUAUUCUCAUCCUGCCCUUGAGUCAGGCGACUGUGGCUUAAGUGUUGAAGUCAACCAAAGUUGAAUUUUUCAGAGGAUGCUUACAUGGUAUUUGAACUGGGCUCAGGUGAGUGCUCUCCUGGACCCAUGUCCAGACUGCCCUCAUCCUAUUUCACUUUGUCUGUGAUCUCUGACCACAGUGAAUCAUAGCUUGAACACACCAGAUGCCAUUCCGAAGGCCUGUUCAGCACACCAAAAUUCACUAAGAAAGUUCACACGACAAAAGAAAAAACUCAUGCGAAGCAGGCCACCUUGUCCUUUGGAGACCAGGCCUGGUAGGCAGAAUGCAUAACUGAGGCCUGAUUGAUGGCAAAGGAGCAGGUGGGGUGAGUGUGCUCUUCUGCACUUCCUGUUAAAUUGUGUGGAUAAAGGAAUGUAUGGAGGUGUGCUCAUAUUUUGUGCAGCUUCAACUCUGCGGUUGUGAUAAUGCUAAGUCCGACAGAGGAGGAGAAUCUGAAGAUAUUCCCCACCGUCCACCUUAAGUCCCCAAGGCAGGUUACAGCCAUUUAAAAUACAGUUUAAAAAAACAACAACUUAAAAGCUUACAAUUAAAAAACACAAUUGCAAAAAAACCCCAGGAUGCGUCCUAAAAAUAUACAUCUCAGGUGUAAAAGGCCCAUGUGAAGAGGUGUGGCUUUGGCGUUUGCCAAAAAUUGUAUAAUGAAGUUGCCAUGCACCUCUGUGGGGAGGAACUGCCACAGCAUAGGCUCACAUAGGCAAGGGAGGUGGCACAACUCCCUUUACUUUUUGAGUCUAAGGCCUGUGUGAAAUUCUUGCAGGGAACUGAGGGAGAAGCCAGACUCAGCAGUGCCAGGUUUGUAGGUCAGACCAAAGGGUCAUAUCCAAGGGGUGGAUAAAUCAAGACUUCCAGCAAGCCAGAGGAAUGUGAGUUUCUGCCAGGCUAAAUGCGUGGUGGCAAGUGCAGAAAUGCAGAAAGGGGGGGGGGCGGACUAAGGAGCUGACGAGCCGUGCAUUCAGGUUGUAUAAACUGUAAUGAUUUCCUUGUUAAAACAAAGGAAAAAAUCAAUGAGGUGCACAGCUAAUGGCAUCAAAGGGUUCCUUCUUGUCGAUAACACUUAAGGAACUGACUGUCCGCAGGAGGUUUGGAGAUGAGCUUCUCGGAAUAACCUCCAUCCGGGAUGCUCAAAGGCAGGAGUCCAUGAACACAGCAGGACCCUGCAUCCUCCUUCUCCUGCAGGCAGUGUUAAUUCCCUAAUUAUAAGGCCAAAGAAGAGAGAGAUUAUGGUGAACUUUCUUAGGCCUGGAGCUCUUGUAUUACCUGACAUAAAAAAACAACAACCAGGCCUCUCUCUUUUUGCAUCAAUAAUUAAUCAGAGCAAUUAGGAGAGGGAUUGUACUCUACAAUUAGCUGUGAUCAGUGUUGAUUCCCCACUUUUGCCCUGAAGGCCAGCUGGUCCCCUGGAGUUCAAGCUCAGUGCCUCAAAAAUGCCAAUUGGCAACAAUUCAGGAGCUGAGAACUGUCAGGUCUGAUAAGAAGCAGGAAAUAGCAAGGGAACAUAACCCUCUUGUUCUUCUCUGUAAAGCUCACCCAGAGUCAGUAGCCCCUAGCAUGCAUAGACUGUGUACUUUUGAUCUUUGCCAUCUGUGCUGAAAUACACGCAGGUUGGCAUUGUUACUGUUAACCCCACGGGGGGGGGAUGUUCUGGAUUUAUGGUGGCGGGUACAGAUUACUCAUUAAUUAAUUAAUUACACUAGUAUCCCAUCUUUCCUCCAAGGAGCUCAAGAUGGCACACAUAGUUCUCCUCCCCUUUUUAUCCUCACAACAACCUGUUAAGGUAGGUUGGACUGAGUGACUGGCUGGAUCAGGGCCACCCAGCAAGCUUCAUGGCUGAGUGGGGAUUUGAACCCUGAUCUCCCAGAUCAUAGCCUGACACUUUAACUACUACGCCACACUGGCAUGUUUGCUUCACUCUUAAUGUUUGGUUACAAACUGAGCAUCAUUUCCCCACAGAAGUUCUCUGGUGUCAGAUUCUGCCUUAUUUUAUAAGAAAGGUGGCGAUUUAAGCAUGCAUAUACUGUUCACAGCGUUAUAUGUAGCCACAAUGUUUUCCGUACCCCAGAACCAAAGUCAUGUAGGAAGUAUCCCUAAUGAUGUAACCUAUUUCUUCAGAUGUAGCAGCUUUGACAGCCUGCCAGAAAGAUGUGGCAUAUAUAAUUUCCUUUGACUUCUUCCUUCAGCUUCUGGAGCAAACUGUGGACAUGUUGACUACUUCUGCUUAUGUGUCACUAAAUCCUAUACUUUUAAGAUGAGAUGAAGCUCUCCUAGAUUUGAUGUGUGAUAAGAUAUAAUAUCACAUAUAAUAUCAAUCUCUAAUGUCUAAGACCUACAGUUCUGUGGACUAAAGAAUGGGCACCUGAUGUUACUGACCCUUUUGACAAGGUGACUUUAAAACAGUGCAAUGACUGGCAGCCUCAGCAGUAGAGAAGCUACUGCAAGACCCAGGUUUGGGGGCUGUAGUUUGGAAAUGUGCCGCAGUAGACCCAUUGUGGACAAUACUUUAGAAAGCAACUCUGAAGGACAGAAAGUUGCAACCGUGGAAUUGAAGGGCCCAAAGUUGCUCUUGUUAUCAACUGAUGAUUUCAUACAUAUAUGCAAAUUCUCUUUCACGCACAUUAGUUGUUGUACUCCAUGCAAACCUUAGUCAGUGAUGCUCCAUUGUGCACUCAUCAGGGUUCGUUGUAGGACCAUGGAGCUGACAGUGGCAGUUUGGGCACAGCUGACAGCAGGAAGGAGGAAAUGCUUUUCAUGGGGGGAAAUGUGUCCAAUGUACCUGCAGUCUAAUUUAGGGCAGAACUGAGAGUGCAGGAAUAUGCACCUAAUGAAAAACUGGCCCCAGUACUGCUGCAAUGAAAAAAAACUGUGUGGCUAGGGUUAAGGGGUUAAAAGAGCCAUAAAGGGAGUCACUGCAGCUUGCCUGAGCAUAACAUUGUAACAGCAAGAUGUAUAAUCAUUGGUGUCAGGGUGGUUGGGGUAAGAUUCAUUUUCCUGAUAAUUCAAGGCAUGAUUGGAAGCUAAUUUUGAAACCUUAUUAGACCAGAGGAUGCUGGCUAUUGCAAGAAGCUAAACAAUAUGCUAUUAACAGACCAAAGCAAUUGGGCUUCCAGUUCUGCCCUUGGGUGAUGACUCCCUUAUAGCCUUUUCCAUUCUAAAUAAAGUUUUCCUGUGAUUGAAUUACAGGAAAUACACUGGUGGGGCAGCUCUCCCUGGUGGAUUGCAGUUGUUCAGCUAUCUGCCUGUCGGGCAUAAGUCAUGGAGGUGUGCUCAGUGCAAUGAGCUCCUGGCUCUCAGGAAACAAGUUAGCUCCCUUGAGGCUAAGGUAGCUGACCUGGAUGUGCUGGGGGAGGCAGGAAGGUCUGUAGAUGAGACUGUCAGAAACAUGAUAGGGACACCCCAUGCCUGGACUAGUAGCUCCUCUGCUGUCACAGAGUUGAGGGUUUUGGGGAAGGAAAGUGUCAUUCUGAGAAAGAGGGAAAUGAUCCUUAGAGGAGACCCAUACUUUGGUGUGAACUAAUUUUCGUUCAUGCUGAGUACAUGCCACUGAGAGUAGGCAGAAAGAGCAAUGCUUGUAGUGGGUGUUUCAUUAGGAAUACAGAGUUUAUGAUAGGUGGAUUGACCUCAUGGGGAGCUACCUGUCUGAUGUGAAGGUUGCAAUUCAUCCCACAGUGUGGAUCCUUUACAUGAAAGACAUUGUGACAGCCCUGGAUCUUGCCGGUUUCAUAUUCCUACAUCAGCUAAAAAAAUAUCAGCACCCCAAGAAUCUCAGUGUCCCCAGUUGGUGCACUGGACAGUUUGACUUCCACUCCAAAAUGAAAGCCUAAACCCAGUGGUAGCCAACAUGGUGCCCUCUAAAUGUUGUUGGGCAUCAGCUCCCAUCAGCCCCAGGAAGCAUGGGAAUGGACCAGGAUGAUGGAAGCUGGUGUCCUCAACAUCUGGAGGACAUGAGGUUGGCUAAGCUCAUGGACCCUAUUGGAGAGGCACUGGACUUUGUUUGCACCUUACAAUUCUUUAUGUGCUGUGAAAAUCCUGCUCCUUCUGCAUUUAUUCAUUAGAGAGGGCACCUAUUGGAUUGAUAGCAGUUGGUUAGGGGUCACAGUAACACAGGUAAACUCAAACACCUCAAGAACAAAUGGGCACUUAUCAAAGCAAAUGAAAAAAUCUUGGACUUUGAAUUUCUCCAUCUUAAUUUUAAAAAGUGUUGGAUUUCCUAAUAUCCUCAUUGCCUAAAGGGGAAAUACCAUUGUACUUAGUAUACAAGUGAACAUACUAGCUCUCAAAAUAGAGUGUUUCAAAGAUAGGAAUCAAUGGACCCUUGCACACUUACUUCCAAGUAAGUAUUGUUGUGUUCAAUGUGGCUUAGUCCAAGUAAGUGUGCAUAGGAUUGCAGUCAAAUUUUUGUAUGCUCAGCAACUCUUAAGAGCAGAACCUCUUAAGAGAACUAAUAUGUUAACCAGAAGCCAUGAGAAGUCAGUGGGAUAUGUGUGGAUUUUCUAGUACUACAGGAUCCUUAGCCUACUAGCUGAGAGGUGGAGCAAUGUUGUUUUUUUUAAAGGAACUUUUAUGUUGUGAACCACCCUAAGAUCUACAGAUGAAGAGCAGUAUACAAAUGUAAUAAAUAAACUUAGAAGCAAAAGUCGUCAAAGGUCAUUUGCCAUUAUCUAUGAUAAACCAGACUUGAACCCUUAUUCUCAACUAUCCUUUACAAUACACUUUCAAGUUACGGGAACAAGCUGACUGAGUGAAAGUUCAGCUUGGUUGUUGGAAAAGUUGCACCAAAUUAAUUCACAUUCAGUCAUUUUCUUUCACUGAGUGAAGGCAGAACUACAUAUUACACAUAAAUACAUGUGAAAACAACUCUGGCAGACACUUCUCUUAGGGCAGAUAUAGGGAACCUUUGGCUCUUCAGCUGUUGCUGAGCUACAACUCUCACCAGUUCCAGCAAGAUUGACCAAUGGCCAAGGAUGGUGUGAAUUGUAGUUCAGCAACAUGUGGAGGGCUGGAGGUUACGCACAUCUGUCCUGAGGAAAAGCAGCUUUGAAAGAGAGUGGUUCAGAAGCAGCACAAGUAGAUGUCUAACCCUUUCUCUGCUUGCCACUGUUCUGCUGGAGCUCCUCUCCCAGCUCCUUCCCCACACUCAGAGUUCUAGGUAGAUAUUUGCAUUAGUGUUUAGAACCAUGUGAGAGCCAUAUAGGGAGGGUUAAGCAGCCAGGGAGAGCUAGAGGGGAAGGGAUAAGUUUCCUCUUUCCCUGUGACUUGGCUUUCCAAAGCACCUUCUCCCAAAGCUGCAAAUCAAGAGGGCAUCAGGGGUUUUUUUUGCUAUGUGUGUUGGCUUGCAACAUGUCAUUCUUCCUUGAAAUAAGGGUGUCUGAGAAGGACUCACAUCAUAAGCCUGAUAUAUGGGAGUGCAAGGUUCUGUUUCCACACUUGGUAAUUACUUACGUGAAAGAAAAGUUAGCAAGUUGCUUUCAUAGGAGAGCAGAAUUAUUUGACCUCCCAAGUGCUGGUUCCUUCCUAAAGGGGUUUUUCUGGAGAUACUUGCAAUUAAACCAAUUACCACUUGCGUAUAACAGUGCAAUCGUGGACACAUCUACUCAGUGAGCAUCAGCAAGCUUGUGAAUUCAGUUUGGCAAUGAUAUGGGGUGGGGGGUGGGGAGAAUCUGGUCCAGCUGAUGUGCAAACCAUCUAUCACACAAGUGCAUUUUGUGCAUCAGCUCAGCUUGUUAGGAGCCUUUGCAUCCCAGCAGAGAGGCAGCCAUCUCCAAUAAACGCUGGCAUUAUGUAAUUAUUUUGCAAGCCUGACUCUGCCACAUCGAGCGCUGCUGAUCAGAGAUGUGUGGCAGCUCACAGUGCCUUUUGAGUUCCUUUUCAGGCUGUCUGCUUAGCUUUGUCUGCAUCCUACUCUGUUAUUUAAAAAAGAGCUUAGAAUAAGCAUCGGGUUACUUAUCAGCGAGGUAAAAGGAGAGGCAGGAAUGCAGAACAGAAAGAGAGCUUCUCUGAUAAGAUGUAGCUUGACAGAUAUAGCAUGGAAACAGAUGCCACAGGCUGCAGAUGUAAUGAGAUACAUAAAUACCGAGGCCUACUUGAAUAAAUGGAGGCAUCAUCUUCCAUAAAGAUGUCUGCUGGCGCUCCCAGACAUCACUACCUGUGUAUUUCAGCACCAGAAGUCAGAUUGGUUUGAUUUCAGAAGCAGAAAAAAUAUGUUUUACUUGGGGAUUUUGAUCAGCAGAUUUUAUUUUCCAGCACACAGAGCGGCAUCUCACCUUUUAACAAGCUUUCUGAGAUGCCAAGAAACAACAGUGUCUCUGUGACUGCACAAUAAAGCUAGUUUGCAGGGUUUCUGCCUGUACAACACCUUGCUAAAUGCUUGUGUUCACUCCAGCUUAAGUGAGAAUUUAGUCUAGAAGGCCCAGGAAGACAAAAGCAUUAUUCUAUCCUCAUCAUUUCCUUAAUAAAAGAAUGGUCUGUAACUAUGUGGCUCAAAUAGCUGUGCUCCUGGUGAUGGGUACUAAGACUGGAACUGGCAUCUCUUCAUUUUCAUUCUAGUUGUGCUAAGGGCGCUUUUAAAGAUACUGUGAAGUGGGGUGAAGGUACCAGUUGGGGUUGAUGAAAAGUCAGGCUUCCUGCCAAUAAGCAAUGCAUGGCAAGGCAGAUGUACUUUCCAAGUUCUUACAGCACAAUGUUUACUCAGAAGCAAGUAUCAUUGAGUUCGGUGUGUGUUGCUCUCAGGUAAGUGGGUGCAGUGGCCUAUCAGUUGCCCCAGACACAAAAUUGUUAGGGAUGCAACAUUUCAACACUCAGUGCUGCCUCAAUACGGCUCUGUCUCUGGGCUGCAUUGAAAACGGCUUCUCCAUGUGAACCAGGAAAUGACCUCUUUCGACAAGGCAUCUUCUUUUCUCAUCUCUUUGGCUGCCAUCUCCUGGGUGACGUGGAUGCCAUUAGGCAGUUAAACAUGUAUGUAUAUAUGUGCCCCUCCAUGCGACACCAGGCACUGGCAACCCACGCUACACCACUGUGUGGGGACAGGACUGUAGUUCUAAUUUUGUAUUGUCUCAGGCUACUGUUUAGCUAAUAUGAUUGUCAUAAGUUGUAACCACUUCCCUUCACGUAUAUCUGCGCAUGAACAUUUCUUGAGUUUCCUGAUUCAUGCAUUGUCAGCGUACCAACAGCAGCUUUGAAAAGUAAGUUUAGUAUGAGAAUUGCAAAACCGUAUCACUUCUCUUCCCACCCAUCUUCCCGAAGCAGGCUGCCCAUCUCAGCUACACCCUGGAAUGCUAACAAUAGGGAAGGAAUAAGUGCAGGCUCUUCUGCAUGUGUGCCAUGCAAAUCGUUAGGAUCAGGUGUUUGAAAUGAGCACACCUGAAACUCAAAUAAAAACCUGAGCAGACACACCCUUACUGUCAUAUAGCCUUUCUUUAUUGUUGGUCACCCUCAGCUCAUAUUUUUUCAUACUUGUAUUGAAAUUCACAUCCCGCUCUUCCAGACAACAUGCCAAAUCAAGUCCGUUUACAGUACAUUAAAAUAUUUUGACAUAAGCAUGGGUCAUAGUGCAUCUUCUAUCAGCGCUGGUUAUAAAAUGGGCAUUUUCUCCUUUUGCCCCUGUGUUGCAGAAUGUUCUUCCUUUCCCCUGCCAUAUAUGCAGCAGCAAUCACCAGUGGCUUCAGAUGUAAAGAUGAAUUGAUUUGCCCAGCCUUUCCAUGACCAAUAAGAUCAGACCCUGUUUUAUGUGUUUGACUCCUCUAACUCCUGUUUUCAAUGAUUUUAUAUUGCUGCUUUAUUGGUGUUAAGCUGCAUUUUAAAAUAAUACUGAGCUUUUUUUAGAAUACUGCACACACCCUGGAAUUUUUUGAAGUCUUAAGUGGUUUGUAAAUGUUAUUAAAUAAUUAAAUGUCUUACUCUUUGGACAUUAAGCGGAAUUAAAUGGUAUAGCAUCAUGUCAGUUCACAGGGGUAUGUGGGAGGCAGGGAAGCAAUUUUUAUGAACAUUCCUCCACGCAAUGGAGACCUCAGAGGAAAACAGCAUGUUAAAUAGGCAGAACCAUUCUCCACAGCAUGGUAGUUUUCUAUGGAGAGUGAGUUUCAUUUCCAGAAGACCAUUCAGAUAUUUGAUUCCUCUCAUCAAACUAAAAACUGGUAAAGUCCCCAAAUGGCUUAAUUUUCUUGCUUGAACAAACUAGUAUUUAAGAGAUAUAUUCUGUAAGAUACUCAGUGUAUUUAACACAUAGCAAGGGGUGAUUUGUCAUGUCAUAAGUGCAGAACUAAAUACUGAGCUGGCUACUAAAAGGACUGUGAUUCACAAUACAAUCAAGGUUGGUUACCCACAGCAACAAUUAUUUCUUUUUCGUAAACCCAAUGAGCAGUCAAUUCAUGUUAAUCAUGUAAUUUCUAUUUUGGUGGGUUUAUUUUCUCACAGCAAACAUUGCUAAUAGGAAGUGAGGGCUUGAUCUUGACUCAGCUGAGCAUAAGCUCAAAACCUUGUUAGAAAGAUGCCUUCUCAUUUUGGAAAACACAUUGCUUUCUGACGUGUCAGGAAUGAAUUUGAUUCUUUGCUGAAAUUCUCUAAUUUUUCUUCCAACACAGACAAUUGUACAUUCCUCUGUCUUGAAAUUCUUUCUUUCAAAACGUUGAUAUUUGCCAUGUCCUGACUCCUGACUCUUCAAAUGGAAGUUUCUGCUGAUGUUACAUAGUUUUUUUUUCUUCCUCUCUCACAACAUGCAUGCAUGCACACACACACACACACACACACACACACACACACACCCCAAUAUUAGCAGAGGUGGAAGAAAACCUUGAACUAGCUUCCUCCUAAGCUUUGUAUUCUUAGUUUCUGCCCCAUUAAUGCUGUAAUCCUGUACAAGCAUGUAAUAUGCAUGUAUAAAAUUGCACUGUAAGGCACAGAGCCCAUGCAUACCUAAAGGACUUAGCUAUAAACCAGGGAGUCCUUGGUCACUGGAUGGCUUAUAGAUUCUUGACUGUCAGGGAUCCCACAGAGUAAGUGGAAAUGCACAUAGAGACAAAAUUGCACCCUUCAUGGAUCCUUGCAAACUACAGUCUUCAUGUCCCCCCCCCACAUCCGCACCUACACUAUGACAUAUAAAUUAAAUAAAUAAACACGCACACAUCAUUCUACUAGUUAUUUUGCUUACAAUAUUUGUCUAAUGUACAGGGUUGAUGUAAAGCAAGGGUGGAAACCUUUGGCUCUGCAGAUGUUCUUGGACCACUGCUCACAUAAUCACUGAUCAUUGGCCACAUUGACCAGGGUAUCGAAGUUCAACAACAUUCGGUUGUUGGUGCAGGUUGGCUUUUCCUACUGUAAGGAUUACUGUGCUGUGUGAAGUCUAACAAGGGUUGUUAAGUCAACAUGCACUUUGAGUGGGUUCUUUGAAUAGUUUGAACCCUCCCUAUCCCCAUAAAAAUUUCCACAUACGUGAUGUAGUCAAUCAGUGCCUCUCUCCAUUCAGUGAAGAACCGGGUUUGGAUACAAUACUAGCAUAUGUCAGUUACUGGAGCCACAUUCAGUAUGCAAACACCAGGACUUGUUUGCAAGCUGAAAUGUAAAUUCAAAUCCUGUUUGCACUUUACCCAGGGUGGAGAAUAAUGCUGUUAAAGAAGUCCUAUUGAAGAGCUACCAGCAAGUGAGAGAUCUGGAUCCAUUACAAAGUCACACAACAUGUGCAACCUCCCCUACUGAAAAACCACAGGCAUCCCACACAGUUGCGGGCAAGCCUAAAGAAACAGCAGCAUUCAUUACCAGCAGCUUGUUUCAUGAAAUGGAAAAACACCGUAGUGUCUGUGUGCACCAGCAAAGAAGUCUCCACAGAGCUUGAAAGGGAGUCUGCCACAGACUCAGAACAAACCAUUUUAGGUCAUGUCCUUUGUGGUGAAAGUCAGGCAACUGACAAGAUCAAGCUUGCCCUUCUUUUAGCCCCACCAAGUUAUUAUAGAUUUCCCAUGAGGCAAUGAGGGAGAUGCAGUCAUGCUUGAUGUGUGUUAACCAGUGAUGUGGGUCAAAAAAAAAUCCAAAGCAGGAAAUUUUUCAAGUGUCCCCCCCCCAACAGAAAAUUUUCUGUUUCAUUAGAAACAAUGAGUGGAUGCCCACUGCAGAUUCCUAUUAGGCAAGUGUGCCAUUAAAAACAACUUAUGCAAAUGACCCUAAUUUGCAAAGGAACUUUUUUCCAAUUCAGACAUUUCCAGAAAACUAUACAGUGGUACCUCGGGUUACAGAUGCUUCAGGUUACAGACACUUCAGGUUAUAGACUCCACUAACCCAGAAAUAGUACCUUGGGUUAAGAACUUUGCUUUAGGAUGGGAACAGAAAUCGUGCAGUGACGGCACGGCGGCAGUGGAAGGCGCCAUUAGCUAAAGUGGUAGCUCAGGUUAAGAACAGUUUCAGGUUAAGAACGGACCUCCAGAACAAAUUAAGUUCUUAACCCGAGGUACCACUGUAGUUUAUUCAUACAACCAGUCAACACACCAAACUGACCUUCUGAUGGAAGCUUAACCACAAAAGCUCACCAUCUCAAACAUUCAUCCAGAUUUGUCCCCAUUUCUGUAGGGUUGUGUAUUAGGAUUCAAUACUGCUUCAUUUACUGUAACCGUUCUCAAGUGUCUGCUCCCCAAGAGGUUCUUCAGCAGCUCCCAUUCAUUUCAGUGGGCUUGCACAGGAGAAUUUCCCAAAGGAUUGUUUCCAUCAUUAAUGUCCGUGGUCACUUCUGUCAGGAUACCAGACUAGUUUCAGUGGGACAUCAAAGCAAGAAUCUAAAAACACAACGAAUCUUUCUAAAUGGGUCAGAUGUCCUGCUUGGGGUACUUCUGGCUUUCUCAACUGUUUGUUGGGUCAGACACACACUGUGCAUUUUGGGAUUCAUCAUAGCAUAAGAACAUAUGAAAAGCUCUGCUGGAUCAGACCAAAGGCCUAUCUGGUCAACAUUCUGCUCUCACAAUAGCCAGCCAGAUGCUGUUGGGAAGCCUACAAGCAGCACUUGAGUGCCACAGGGCUCUCCCUACUUCUGAGCCCUAGCAAAUGGCAUUCAGAGUCAUAGCAAAUGCCCCUUUUGCCCUUGGCCAGCCAGAAACUGCCCAAGCUUAUGAUGUUUGUUUUAUGAAAUGCAAUGAUUCCUGCUGUGCAUAGCCCACUGUCCCCAUAGAGUUUUCAAACAGUAAGCCACUAUGUAAUUUAAUAUCGGAGGUGAAAAGGCUGCCUAACUUAUUCAACAGAAGAUUUUCACAUCCCUUCAGAUUAAUCCCAAACCUUACACAGCCAAAACCAUUUUUUCUGUCCAUUGUUUGUUUGAGUGGGGAGGUGGAUCAGAUUCAAGUUUAUGCUGGAAACAAGACCAUGCCCUUCAAAAAGAGAAUAUUCGCUUAUUUUUCUAGGCUCUGAAUAACCUCUAUAGUGCGUACUGCACUUUCCUCUCAGUGCUACUGUCAUAAGACAAAGUAGCUAUAAGAAAUGGCUUUAUGCUGAGUCAGUAAACUAAGGAGGUUUUUUAAUUCCAAAGACUUCCUCCUGAGUCAGACUAUUGGUCCAUUUUCCCUUUUGCAUUCUGAUCAGUAAUUGGGAGAUUUUCCCUGAUCCUGCCACCUGAGAUCCUUUGGUCCAGGGAUGAGGGAGGACCUGUGGCCUUCUAGAUGUUGUUGGGGGUCCCACUCUCAUCAGCCCCAGCCAGCAUGGUCAACAGUCAGGGAUGAUGAGAGCUGUAGCCCAACAACAUCUGGAAGGUUUUACGUUUCCCACUCCUGCUUUAACCAGUCAUGCUGCACCUGCAAUCUUAUAGUUAUGGGUCAUACGCUGUACUAGUGAGUUAUAUAUAUUUAUAUAUAGCCAUGUGUGUGCUGUGCUUUCCUUUUGCUGUUUACGUGUCUUGAGUGGAACUAUGGUUGGCUUCCAGGUUCUAUUGAGGGCAAAGUGUUCCUUGCAAGUACAUAAUGGCUGGUAGGAACAUUCAUUUCUGGUGUGUGGUAGCAUGGCCUCACAAAGGAUGGUUCUGAUCCAUCCAAGCUAGGCUGACACUCCACUUUCCAGUGAGAUGUAUGAAUACAGCACAGUGACUCACUGUAUUGUUCCAUCAGAGCGAGAUGAAACUAUCAUCAUGUCUAUAAGGCAACUUAGCAGGUUAGAGCUGCACUGUAACUAUUAUUAUUAUUAUUAUUAUUAUUAUUAUUAUUAUUAUUAUAAAUAAAUAAAUGCAUUUUCCUGGUGCUCAAGCUUGCUUACAUGCACCCAAUCUUUGGAUAGUCUCACAGGCGGCGUUGGAAAUUUUCCAGGCACCAGGAACAUUUUGCACCUGGCUAUUGGCCACUUGCAACCAAGUGAAGCUGCCCGGGUGCCAGGAUGGCGUCUGAUGUUUCCACCAUCUGGAGGUGCAUGCCUGGGGGUCCUUGGGUCUUGCCUGUUUCCACACACUAGCAAAACAUUCUGCAGAAUUCUAUCUGUGAUAUUUUAACUUCACAAUCAGAAUGAAAAAAGUUGCAUUGAACGAUACGACUUGCAAGCCAUUUGACCCCCAAAUGGCAAGUAGACAUUAUGCUUUAACCCUGAUUUAAGGAGCCAUUUGGUGCCUAGUUAAAUAUAUCUGAGUUUCUAACGUUGCUCCCAGGCAGUGACUGGUCUGUCAGUUUAACAUUGUAAAGCUCCUGUCUCUCCCCCCCCCCCGCAUCCUUGCCUUGAAUCAUACCUCCACGUACAGCAAUAGCGCCUUGGCACUUCUGCAUGUUGCUUGAAAUGUAAACAAAACACCAAGUGAACAAAUGCCGGAGGCAGCAAACGCUGUGAAGUAACAGCAAAACGUGUCAAGAUGCCAUGAUCCCAUGGUGGAUUGAUGCUUUUAUCAGAAUUUCCUUCUCUCCCCCCCCCCCGGCUUUCUUUCUUUCAAAGCAUUGCAUGUUGUUGACUCACAGUGCCAGUGGGGAGGUGUUUUGUUUUAUCUCCUCCUGCCCACAUAUGCAAAACCCUGAUAACUCUGCAUUAACAAGCAGCUUUCAUUUUUAACCGGCACUGUCAUCUGAGCAGCAAAGCAUCUCUCGAGAAGCAACACACAACUAAAUCAUGUUGGAUGGCCCCUGUCUUUUUCCAGAGAUGAACUCAUUGAUAUGUGAGAUUUAUGUUGUGCACUUCCCCACUGCUACAAGAAAGAGUAGAGUUGAAGGAGUGUGGGAGGGGGAGGUCAAUGAGGCUCUAGUCCGGUGACAACCAGCGUCAUGACCAAUGUGCUACAAGUAGGGACAUCAGGGAAUUUCCAAGGAAAACAGAGACAAGAGCAGAAAUGGCCAGUGUUCAUGUAUUCAUCCCAUGUCCAGAAUGGAAAUUGAUCCCGUGAAUAUGACCGGUAUUUGCAAUUGUUGCUUUCGGUCCGCAAAUGAUACGUAAUUGAUAAUGUUUCCCCAUUAUUUGUGUUGCGUUUCGUUCAUGCUAAAAUGAAUGGGGCAGAAUAAUGUAAAGAAAAUAUAAUGUUCACAGAUAAAUUCUGUAAUUAUGAUAGGGAGACAAAUAACAUAGUUUUUGGUGGAAGAUGAAGUGCAACAGAAUGGAAACAUUGUUGCAUGAGACAAAUGCAUGUAUUUUGAUCUGAGAUAAGGGAUAGGUAUGGAUAGCCAAGACCAUAGACCUGCCUUCUUCUGUUCAUGGUGCCACUGCUGAGCUUAGGCAUGUAGUUUUGUCAUUCAUUUCAUGUGGAUGGUCAUCUUCAAAAUAGACCUGCCUACCUACUGAGAAAUAAAUGUGCCAUUAUCAGAAAGCAGUAGCAAUAUGGCUGUGGUAAAGGUAGUUCCUUGUAGUUUGUUUGGAAUGAGACAAACCAUGAACCUAGGUUGGCAUAUAAGGCUAAGCCAAACUAUCAUAGUAUAGUGGCAACAGGACCAGGGAAGGAGCAAAGCACCAGCACAUUGCUUAUUCACUUUAAGCUAUCAUUUGGCUCAGUGUUUCAUGUGAAUCAGGCCAGUGUGAGUGUUUAAAGUUUCCGAGUAACCCAGAGGUAAAGCAAUAAGAAAGUAGAGCACAUAAGAAAAAAAUAAAAUUAUACAAAAAUAGCACUGUCAGGGUCACACUGCUAACACUUUGAUCUAGAGGAUGGGUCCUUGAACUUUAAAAGUCUUUAGAAUUAUUGAAAACAUUUCUUAAUGGUGAGAUACAUGUUGGGUGCAAAUGUCUGUCAAAACUCCAAUGGCCUCUGAAGGACAAGUCAUUCAGGGAGGUUGUACUUUGGACCAACAUAUUGCAAUUCUCCCCCAAACCACCCAUCCCUGUAGGGUUCCAAAGAACAAUAUAGCAGAAUGGACCUGAACAGCAAAUUAGAUAAAGGUGAGGGUAGGAGGGGAAUGGCAGUGAGAAACAUCUAAGCUUUAAACCCACCUUCAAGCAAUUCCUAAGUUGAAUAUGGGCACUUCCAGACUGCUGCUAUUUUCAGGUGGGAUUCAGUCAUAUACAUGCAGGUCUCGCUUACCAAACGCAAUGCGUUCCCAGGAAAUCAUUCCUGAGGCUAGGGUUCGCAUUAUGAGCUGAUGAUUUCCAUUAUUUCCUUUGUGAACAUAUCUUAUCCACAAUCUCUCUUCCCACUCCCACCAUGGUUUCUUUCGACCAGCAAAAGAGAGUCAAAGGGAAAACAGAUUUGUCCAAUCUCUCCUGCUCUCUUAAUUGUCCAAUCUCUCCCCCUUCCCUCUCUUUGCACUUUAUGCCCUAAAUAUUUGCCAUUGACCAGCAAAAUACAAAUAAAUUAGGAGGUGGGCAAAUUCCAGCUGUUCGGAUAUCUGAAUUUGAGGAAUGUGUAGAGAUGUUUGUGCAUAAUUCUUUAUUUUCAGAUAAGUGAAUUUUCGCAUGGUGGGAACUGUGGGAACUGGCACAUUCAGGUUGGGCAAUUAUAGUUGUUUGGCAUAAGAAACCCAGUUCUUAAAACAUUGGACUUUUUGUGAUGGAUAAAGUGAUGAGGAAACACCCUGGAAAGUGUGGGAUGAUACUUGUUUUGAUGCAAUGUCAUCUCACCUCCUGGCAAACAAAUGAGGACGAAUGCUCAUCAAAUAGCCAACAUUGUCUAAUCUCCCUGCAAAGAAAUCCAGAUGAAUGCUCAGUAAACAGGUUUUCUAGAAGUGCCCUCUGUGCCUGUGCCUUUCAUCAUGAAACUGCUUUUGCAGUGGAGCAUGCCGACUGGUGUUGGCGAAAGCCCAUCUGUACAAAUCCAUAAACAUUGCCUCCUUCAGCCAACAGGACAAUGGAAAUGCAUGUCUGAGCACACACUACAUCGUGCCUGUGGACCAUGUUUUGCUCCUGCGAUAAGGCUUUGCACAGCCUCUGAGACUUGGAGGCUCAUGUGGGGAGGUGUGUGAAUAAGUCACUCAAUGGGGCUGGGCCUUGUACCAGGCUUGCUUUUGUACAAAUAUUUUUCCCCCCUCCUGCAGCUUUGGCAUCUCUUUCUUUUGCAUUGUUUCUCCAGAAGUUAUUUAAUGCAGCCUUUGGGGGCCAUGGUCAGGUCAAUGGUAACAAUGCCAAAGAUAAGGAUAAACGAUUGUGUCAGUGUGUGAGCACUCAGGGAUGGCUCUGCCGUAAGGCCCCGUGCUCCGUAAUGUGCCACUCUUUGUUCAUUGCACCCAAGGGCAUCUGCAUGGAAACUGUAUCCGUACUGCUUACAAGCUUGCCCGCCGCUGCUCUUUUCUUCUUCGCUUGGCAUCCUGAGCCUAUAUAAUUCAAGACACAAUUGCCCAUUCAGCAAUCGCCACCAAGCAUUGCAAAGCGAGAAACAGAAUGCUGGAGGGGAAUGAAGGAGGCUGUGUAGAGAGGAACUAUCACACCGUGAACAGCAAAACCUGUUCAAUGGUCAUUCUUCUCCCCCAUCGCACCCCAGAAGAAAGAUAAUCAGAGCAACAGUCAUCCGGCCCCAUUUGCUUCUCUGUUAGCAAAUUGCAUAUACAGUGGUAUCUCGGGUUAAGAACUUAAUUCAUUCUGGAGGUCUUUCAAUUUCAUUGUUCUGCAUGGGACAAUGACAAUAAAGAUAUCAGAUAUCGUAUAUCGUUCUUAACCUGAAACUGUUCUUAACCUGAGGUACCACUUUAGCUAAUGGGGCCUCCCAGUGCCACCGCACCGCCGCCACACGAUUUCUGUUCUCAUCCUGAAGCAAAGUUCUUAACCCGAGGUACUAUUUCUGGGUUAGCAGAGUCUGUAACCUGAAGUGUCUGUAACCUGAGGUACCACUGUAUGGGCAUGUUGACAGCCAAAACUGCUUGGGGGAGAGGACAGGAGUAGAUCUAUCCAGGGACAUACAUGGUGAGUAGAGAACUCUUGAGGUCUGCAGGGCAAUCCUGGCUGGAUGGUAGGGGUGGUGUUGCUUCCAGAAGUGGCUUUCCAGAUGGUGUGGCGCCAUUAAUCCAGCUUCCCAGCAGAUCAGUCACUGUUGCUUACUAAUAAUGGGAAAGCAGAUGGGGAGCAAACACAUUGGUGGAGCCAAUCCGAUACUUGGGCUGGUGCAUUUAACUUCCCCACCGCUUUUUCCCUCUCCCUCCUGGUAAGCAACAGUGACACACCCUCUGGGAAGCUAGCAUACAAGCACUGCCCCACCUGGCACAGAUCCACUUCACACUCAAAUAAGUUGGGACUGAAGAACAGACAUGCAUUCUGUCUCUGAAUAGUAGCGGCAGAGAGCAGUUCACAGGCACAAACUCUCAAGCUUGCCAGUGGUGGGAAGGAAAUGGAAGGGAAGUGCAUGGCAAGCAUUUAAGCUCCUUUCAGCAUGACACUUAAAAGACACAGAAUUUGUUCUGGUAGAGGCACACCCUUAGGCAUAGUCUUUCUGAGAUGCAUAGCAGAACUGUGAACAAAUCAGGAACACAUGCAUGUCCCAAAGGGAAAAUGUGCAACUUCUCUCCUUCCCUGAAACCCAUAACUGUGGAAUGAAAAUAAUCACUGAUGCAUCCUGUAUACUGGGCCUCGGCCAGUAUACCUGAAGGAGCGUCUCCACCUCCAUUGUUCUGCUCGGACGCUGAGGUCCAAAGCCAAGGGCCUUCUGGCGGUUCCCUCAUUGCGAGAAGCAAAGCUACAGGGAACCAGGCAGAGGGCCUUCUCAGUAGUGGCGCCCACCCUGUGGAAUGCCCUCCCAUCAGAUGUCAAAGAGAUAAACAACCACCUAACAUUUAGAAGACAUCUGAAGGCAGCCCUGUUCAGGGAAGUUUUUAAUGUGUGACAUUUUAAUGUAUUUUUCAUUUUUGUUGGAAGUACAAAUAAUAAAUAAAUUUUGUUGGGGUACAAAUAAUAAAUUAUUAUUAUUAUUAUUAUUAUUAUUAUUAUUAUUUAACUAUAACAUGCUUUGGAUAAAGGUGACCAAGACUGAGUGCUUCUCAUAGGGGUGGCCAGCAAGGGUGCACCACUGUCCUCCUGCCAGUGUGAACACACUGGCAGGAGCAUGGGAUUGGCUGCACUGGUGCAUACACACAGGACCAACUUUGCCACCACCCUGUCCCACUUCCACACCAUCCCACUAAGUGGCAGAAGCACCUCCGCCAGGACACUGCCCAAUCCUGCAGGUUGGUCCUUCACAGAGAUACUUCUGUUUGCUCCAGUCAAAACAUUAAUGAGCACAUCAGAUGUUUGGAACCAGAUUGGUAGUAUUCUCAAUGAAAAAGUAGGCAUGUAAUAAACUUAUUCAGCAAACCAGUUAAACAGGACAAUGUAAAUCAGGUGAUGCUUUAGCUGAAAUGAUCAGGGUCACUUAUCUUUCCACACAACCUAAAUAAUUUGAGAAUAGUCAAAGUUUUGGUUAGUCAGCAUUUGUCAAAUGCUAUUGCUCCUAUGACGACUGCUGGUGGUCAGAUGUAAUGCCUGAACUGAGGGAUAUUUAAUAGACAUGGUGCUUAGUUCCCAAAUUCUUGGUUCUGUUGUUCCCAAGCUUCCAUUGAAGCUCUAGCUUUAGGCCUUCAGUAGCAUACUUGAAGCAUGGCUGACCUAUCAGCUGCAUGGGUAGAACUGAGUUGGUGCUAGACUGUGAAUUUAGACUACGCAUAUAAAAAGUAUUCUGUUUCAGAGAAGGCACCCUUUUCCAUUAAAUAAUUAAAUAGACACCACCACCACCCCAAUCCUACUAAAUUUAAAAUAACACAGUCCAUUUAUUCUGGCAAAAAAUCAUUUGGAAAUUAUGUUUGCCAAAAUAUUUCUGUGGCUCUGAUCUUUUUCAAGUGGCUGCUUCUCAAUAAAAUCCAGAUGCCACCCAUCCAUAAGGCCCUACAGGCUGCUGUUUAUGUCCAUGAAAGAUGCCUUUGUCAUUCAUUAAUCUCUCCAAAGCUGUGGCAGGACAUGCCUAGUGGCUCCCAACAACAUGCAAUCCGUGGCUUCAGCCUGCCAAGUGUUGACACAAGCAGACAAAGAUAGCAUUCAUCUCCCAGGUCUGAAGAAGACUAAUGUGCUACAAAGAUGCCACCUAAAAGUUUGAGUUCCCCAGUAAAUCAAGAUAUGAGCAAUCAACCUUCUGUGUUUGCUUUGUUAGGGUAGCAUUUCGGUGGCUCCUCUCCUUCUUAAGAAUGGGUAAUUAAUGUUGGACUUGGCAAUAUCUGGCCCUAUUGUGAAUCAUCUGGGAAAAUCUUUGUUUGCUUUUAUGGGACUGGGUUUUGGCUGACCCUUUCUGUAAGCAUCCUUUUUAAAAGAGGAAGCUCACAAAAGUCUGUCUUUAAAGUUAGAUGAUCCUACAGUGCUCUGUUGCCAUCUAACAGUUAUUAAGCUCUUUCAGGUGUUUGAAAACAGUAAAGAACUGUGGCUUCUGGGGCAUAUUCAGACGCAGUACCUAGGAAGACUCCAGUGAAGGCUUUGUCUAUGUAAGCACACAUUGGCCUGAUGUGGUUAUGAGUGGACCGAGCAGCUUAAUUUCAAUUUUGCUGGACCACAAUCAUAAAUUCAUCCAGUCCCAUUUUGUUUGGACAUUUUUAAAACAAUGCAUGAAUAAAUUGUAUUUAAAUGAAAUGCAUUUUGUAUGCACUUUUUUGUACAUAAAACACCUAUUUUUCAAUAAGGUUUCACACCAAAACUGCACUGCAAAAUUCAGAUAAGUGCAUAAUCCAACUGGGAAUUUUGUUGUGAGCUGUAAGCAAAUACAGAAGUGUCAUACCAGGUCAGUGUGCUGCAGAAAACAGACCAAAUGCAUUCCUCCCCCAUUCCUAAAUGUGGUUUUAAAAUGUGACAAUUACUCAGAGGGAGAAGUGUGAUGAGUUGCCACAUUUAUGUAAUCUAAAUGUAUCAAAAUAAGAAUUAUUUUCACAACCAUACCUUUUAUAAUGAAACACGCACAGAGUCAGACUGCCUAUUCUUGCUUCCUGAAUACUUACUUAGUAGUAGGAUACAAUCUAGCAGUCGUUGCUCUUGCAUCACGUUGGGCUAUCUUUUUAAAGAGAGAUGGGAGUCACAUGAUAGAAACAUCCCAUGAUGUUCUUUCUAAUUUAUUUUGACCCAGUGUCAUCUCAGUUUUGCAAGUCAUCUUGAUUACAUUCUCCAACUGAACAUCACAACUUUAGACUUUUGAAUUAAUGUUGUAAUUAUUCUUACCCAAACCCUCACAACAGUUUUUGGUUCAUAUCAGUUUCACAUGUGUUUAUUUGUAAGUCUGUUCCAUCCUGCUUCCACAUUAAUCUGCUGUUUCUUAAAAAUGCACAUGGAGGACAUAAAUAUGUAUUUCUGGAAGUAUUCCCCCCCCCCAAAAAAAAUAUGCCUUUCUAAAUUUCUCUCAAAAUAUGCAUUUCUUCUCUCUCCCUCUCUUUAAAAAAACUUAUCAUAAAAUAUUCAUCUUUAUACUACAUUGGAACAUUUUAAAAGCCAAAAACUGCAAUGCAAAACCCACAGAAGUACAAAAUCCAAAGGAUAACUGUGUCAUCCUGUGAUCUCCGCAUUAGUCUGGGAGAUGCAGAGCAGAUCAGUUCCUAUCAGAAAUCACAAAGAACAAAUUCCUCAAGCAACCCUAGUUUUCUUCAGGCAGAUGAUUCCUUGUUGAAUUGCUUUUGUUGCUAGGAUUCCCAUCUUCCCACUCACGUUCAGCUUAAAGCACCAGUUGUUUUGCCUUCCCUUGAUGACGUCAUUUUGAAUGCUUGAAAACUCAAAACAUUCUCCCACCCCCAUCCCCUCAAAAAAACCCACAUGUUAUAAUCAGUUUGGUGAAAUAUAUAGGGUUGCAUCCAGUGUUGCUGUUCUACUUCCACAAUGAAACUUCCUCCUUCUCUCCCCUGCAAACCUCUGUGCACCCUCAAAUUCUGUUCCAAAAGGCUGGGGGAUAUUCUGGGAGGGGUGAGCUCAAGGAAGGGAGAGGAAUUGGAAGCCCCAUUCCAUAAGUGGAAGAUCACUCAUGUAGCAUUGGAUACUCAUAGUGUUGAGUUUGGACUGAGAAACCCAUAUUCAGAUGCCCAUUCAGCUUUGAAGGUCACUUGACUCUAACUAACCACACAUGAGAAUGAAAUGGUAGGAUGAACAGGACUGCUUUGGGGUUGAGUGAGAGGUGACUAAAAACAAAAACAAAAAACCUCCUAAUGUUUUUUCAGAUGCAAUAUACAGAAAAGAAACUUCCUUCCCCCCUCCCCCUCCCCAAGAGAGUACAACACAACAUGGAAGGAUGAGUGGAAUGUAUAAAUAUGCCAUUACACAAACUAGAUCCAAGUAGAAGAGAAGAAGGAGAGUUUGGAUUUGAUAUCCUGCUUUAUCACUACCCUAAGGAGUCUCAAAGCGGCUAACAUUCUCCUUUCCCUUCCUCCCCCACAACAAACACUCUGUGAGAUGAGUGAGGCUGAGAGACUUCAGAGAAGUGUGACUAGCCCAAGGUCACCCAGCAGCUGCAUGUGGAGGAGCGGAGAAUCGAACCCAGUUCACCAGAUUACACAUCCACCGCUCUUAACGAAGCUGGAGGUGUAACAGUGACUAGCUAAAUGCCUCUAGGAUGUCCAAAGGCAAUAACCAUCCCAGUCAGAUGUGCAGGGUAUGAAUACAACAACAACAACCCCUAUUUGUUCACACCAGGCAUCUGGGAUUCAGAGCUUUACAACUUGGGAACACAGAGGAAUUGGUUAUCAUCACUAAUAGCUUGUCUAUAGACCUCUCCUCCAUUAAUUUGUCUAAUAUUUUUAGAAGUCAUCUAAGCUAGUUCCCAGGGCAGGAAUGGGGAACCUGUGACCCUUCAGACAUUGUUGGACUCCAACUCCCAUCAGCGUCAGCCAGCUUAAUGAUUAUGCAGUGUCCGAAAUUGUACAUCUUUUUUUCUAAACUGAAUCUGCUGCCUGGCAAUUUUAAUUGAAUAAUUCCUAAGUAAUAAUUUUAUGAGUAAGAAAAAUAGCUACCACUUCCAUAGCAAUUUGUAAUAAAGGAAACAAUUCCUAUUUGCAUCUGUGGGAAUGACAUCAUAGUUAAAUUACACUGUUUGGAUAGGAUAGACUACUUACUGAUAUGUUUGUGGCGCAAUGCACAUGUAAUAGCUACACUGUGCACAUAACUGGAGAUUUACUUAUUGUGUCAGAUUUAUCUUAUGAAAAUGGAUGGUAUGGUUCCAUGGCAAUUGAGCCUUGGUGUAGAUAGUAAAGCAUUCAAACAAAUGAAAAAUGUGUUAUGAGUGCUAUGAGUAAGUGCAAUCUACGUGCAUGUAUUUUGUUUGUGCCAGCUGGCCUUCAUUGCAAGAGACCUUAACCAAGCUUUUGCUGUUGAAGCCCAAUUCUCCAAAAGUAAUUUUGAUGUCUCCUCUUUUCUGCUUUAGGGAUUUGAUGCCAAGAACUCUCGAUGGGCAGAUCACCAUGGAAAAAACUCCCAGCUACUUUGUCACCAAGGAAGCCCCUGCUCGCAUCUCUGCCAUGUCGAAGGGCACCAAGCUCAUUGUGGUGGUGAGAGACCCGGUCACCAGAGCCAUUUCUGACUACACGCAAACUCUGUCCAAGAAGCCUGACAUCCCCACCUUUGAGAGCCUGACCUUCAAAAACAGGACUACGGGCCUCAUUGAUACCUCCUGGAGUGCCAUCCAGAUUGGCAUUUACGCCAAGCACCUGGAAAACUGGCUCCUGUACUUCCCCAUUGGGCAGAUCCUCUUUGUCAGUGGGGAGAGGCUAAUCAGUGAUCCAGCUGGUGAGUUAGGCCGAGUCCAGGACUUUCUGGGCCUCAAGAGGAUCAUCACGGACAAACACUUCUACUUCAACAAAACCAAGGGUUUCCCAUGCCUGAAAAAGGCUGAAGGCAGCAGCAAGCCCCACUGCUUGGGCAAAACCAAGGGGCGGACCCACCCCAACAUAGACCAGGAAGUGGUCCAGAGGCUGCGAGAAUUCUACAGGCCCUUCAACAUGAAGUUCUACCAGAUGACUGGACAUGACUUUGGCUGGGACUGAGGCUGGGGAAAAUAAUAAUUUAAACAAAUAAAAAGGGAAAAUAUAUUUUUGUACAUAUCAAAAGAGAAGGGAAAUUAAUAUUUGUGCUAAUGUCUGGU